Molecule: messenger RNA, 50505 nt
Organism: Pelobates cultripes (western spadefoot toad)
Lineage: Eukaryota; Metazoa; Chordata; Amphibia; Anura; Pelobatidae
Source: the annotation of a GenBank genome assembly
GCUGGGCUGGGUGUUGUCGCUGACAGCUUGCUGGCUGCUCGGGCUAGUUGUCGGAGUGGCGAGGUCUGGGCGAGUUCGGAGACGGAGAUUACGGAAACUGUAGCCUUCCAGCGCCUCACACCGCGGGGUAAGGGACCUCCAGACACCCCGCUCCCUCUGUCCGUGUCCUCCCCCCAGCUGUGGGUUAUAUCCCAUGAUGCACUGCUCCCUCCCUUCCUGGCUGGCUGAGCGUUACAGAGUGAUGGUUCGCAGCAGCUGGGCUAUCCCAGGGCCAGCAGGUGUCCCUAGCCCUGUACGGGGGUCCUUAGACAGUGCAUGAAAAGUACUGCCCUGUAUAAUAUAGCGUAGGACACCCAGCUGCUGAAAAGAACUACAUCUCCCAUGAUGCUCUCACUGUACUAAUGCUAGCAAAGCAUCAUGGGAGAUGUAGUUCUUAGAGCAGUUAUAGGGGGUAGAUCCCUUAAUUAAUCAAGGUUAAAGCUUGGCCAGCACUGAUUGGCUGGCUUGUCUCCCCCCAGCACAUGCUGCAUGUUGUAGGGCAGCUCUCUUCAUGUGCUGCCCAACAGUAUAAAGACAAUGUGUGGCUGGCAAGCCAAGUCAUAGGUUAGCCAGCCCUGCUCCCUAUUCAGCAUGCAGAGGGGGAGGUGGGGGGUGAUGACCUUUGUGUUCACUGUUUGACUGCAGUUCAUAUAUCCCAGGAUUUGGGAUUAGGAAAACCUUAUGUUGUGGACUGCAUCUCCCAUAAUGCUCUUACAGCCAUUAUGCUGGCAAAGCAUCAUGGGACCUGUAGUCCAAAACAGUUGGAGUGCCAAAGGUUGCCUAUCCUUGCUAGGUUGUCUGUAGAUUUUAUUUUAUCAUACACACGCACAGUAGAUAAUUUUUGUAACCCCUUGUAAGAUCUUUUGUCUGGAUUGGUAAUAAUACUGAUGACUAUGAGUACGCUGAUAGUCAUAGAUUUAGUUUUUUGUUUCGUGCAAAGCCUAAUUAAUGGUGUGUGGGCAUAAAAUAAGGAUGUAGAAUAAGUCAUGUUUCAAUACAUUCUUCAUUAUUUUAUUAUAAGGUACCAUCGUGCACAUUGCAAAUCUACCUUCUUGGAAAUGCUGCUGUUCUUUAAAUAUGUAAAGUUUAAUAUUUUAAUAUAAGUCUGUUUAGACCUGUGUUACUGUAAAAUUCAUUCUUCAGUACAAUGUUUUAUUCCUGUACCUAAUUCACGCUUGUUUGUUUUGCGUAAAACCAUCUGUGGUUUUGGCCAGAAAUCAGUCCUAUAGGUCUACGCAUGUGUAUUACAAUUUAUUAAACUGGCAAAAACACUUCCUUUAUGCCAUGUAGUAAAUAAUGCUAAAUUACAUUGCUUGUAGCGGGUUGGUCACUUUUAAAUUCCUCUUAAACUUUAACUUUUAAAAUGUCUAGUUUAAUGGUGGGAGCCAACCUACCAUUAUAAAAUUACGUAAUCCCCCGCCCAGCAGGUCAUUGCUUGAGGUUUCAUAUUGUGAUUGUUUAUUUUAAUAGCCCCAACACAAUUUGCAGUAAUGGAUACAUUGCGUAAAAGGUGUAAAUAAAUUAAAGUGAUAGACAGAAACAGAAUUUGGUGUCCUGUUUAGAUUAGGGUGUGACCUUAUUGUCUAUUCACUUGUGCAUUAACACUGUAUUCGUAACAAUGGGUGUAGUAGACACCUAUAGUUUCAACAGUGGCUUGAAAAUGAAAAGAUACUUUGCUAAUUGAAUAUGGCCAUUCCUUGCAGUUAAUUUGGGAACUUUGCCAUUUAAUUGUGUGACAUAAUCUGUCACUAAGUGGAUAUGGAAUCUUAGUAAGAACAUUCUAAUAAACCAGUGUAAAUAGUAAGUUAUGUCAGCACAGCUUCCCAUUUGCUUUCAGUGUUGGCGAAACCAAGUGCAUUGCCUCUUGCUGUAGUGAACUUUAUACCUUCCAUCAUGCUACUUUCAGCCACAGUGCAGUUAAUGGGAAUAUUCUCUAAAGUUAAAAGCUUUGAUUUGCUGAUUGAGCAGGACAAUAGCUGCCCGUGUGGGUAAAUUCUCCUUUUGUCAUCUGGAAGCACAUGACUUUCUAUGGCUGCAUGCCUUUGUGUUUUGCCUGCCAAUUGAAUUUGUGUGGCUUUUUUUUUUAGGAAUCUGGCUGUAGAAAGGGUUAAGGUUGGGGGAGGGAGGGGUGGUUUUCUUGCCAUUGGGUGCAGAAAGCCCCACCCAAAUCCCUUUUAGGACAAGGGCACUUUAUAAUAGGUUAUUGUCUCCAAUCAUAUUGUCACUGUGUAAUGUUAACUCUACAGGAACCAGAGUGGCUGGCAAAUUGUAGCCAAAGAACAGGUGCAAUAAAUGGUGUUUUUUAUUUGCGUGACUGUUUAGUCAAAGUCCAUCAAAUGCAUGAGUCAAGCCUAGACAUUUAAUAAAACGGCUGGAAUGUUUGCAGCUGACAAAAGCUUCUAUAGUGGGUGGGGAGGGUCGCUCAACCUGCUCUGUCAUUGAUCAAUUGCUUAGAAUGAACAAAUUCUUCCUUGAGUCACUUUAACACCAUGAAUUGGCAAGCAUCAGAUUCCCAUGGACUAUCUCUGCUCCCAGUUUUAACUGAAAUAGACCAAACUUACAACUUUGUCCUCUGACCUGUCAAACCUGGAUUACCAAACUGCAGGUUCCAUAUCUUUCCAGUAAUAAUUUAAAAAUGGCAAAGAAUUGUAGGAAUUAUUUUAAUUUUUGUUUGUUUGUUUUUUUUUUUUUUUUUUUUCACUGGUUUGAGAAUUCCCUUUGGUCAAUUUGCUAGAUCAAAAAAUACAAAUGUAAAGUUUAUUUUAGACGUGUUGUAAUCAAGUUAGAUAGACACAGUAAGCCGUCUGCUUUCCAGUUUGAAACAAAACAUCUAGUGCUCAGGUCAGCCCCACCUAAACAUUCCUCCCUCCAGCUCCCUUGCACACCAUCUUGUAUUUCCGCAAACAGUAGUUCACUUGCAGGUUUUGGGCACCAGUAUUUUCAAGAAGCGCAAACCCAUGUUUUGCAUUGUUGGCAUCUGCAAAAAAUCAUGUAUUUUAAUUGGGAAAUAUUGGCUAAAAUAUGCAGAGUGUAAACGGUUUCUACACUAAACGCACAAUCAAAGUUAAUGUGUUGUUGGCAAUUAUUGGAAACUGUAAUCGCCCAACUCCUAGACAAAUGCAACUAUAUAAGCAUUACACCUGGCAUACUACAUCUAGAACUCCUUCACUAAACCUACGUUUGUGGAGUAUUUGGCAAGGCAGUUGCAGAUGUUACAUCAAACGUGCCAAGCUAGGGGGGAAAAGCAUUUCUGUGGAUGUAUCCCCCCCCCCCCUUUUUUUUUUAAAUAUCUGUAACGAAGCUAUAAAUCUGCACUUUAGUGAAUAAACCCCUGUGUUUUCUCAAAGGGGCUUCUGAUAAGUUUAAUAAGCCUUGGCUCUUUGGGGGUUAAUAAGUGUUUUUUUUUUUUUUCCAUAUCACAUCCAUGUGAGGAAAGGGCUGGGUUACUCCCAUGUUUAUUCAUGGGAAAGCUUCCGACUACAAAGGGUAAUCAGACAAGGGCAGGGCGCGGGGUGAGGCAGAGACGCUAACAGCCAGGUUAUAGCCUCCCUGUAGGAAGCGAAAUAUAGCUGGGCGUUGCUGGCUUGGGAGGCUUGGCCUGAGAAAGAGUAUUGUAAUCUCACAGGAGGCAUUACCUGGAAGGCUCAAGCUGAGCAAACAUUUUGACAAGAGUUUCUGUUGACACAUGGGUUUUUACUUGCGCCCUCUCACUGUCUUGCCUGCUGCCUCCCUGGGGCUAUGGCAUCUUUCCCCUUUAGCACUCACUGUGUUGGCUCAACUUGCAUGUCUGUCAUCUUUUUGAUUUGUUUUGCUCUCUCGUACCCAAAAUCUGACUCUGUAUAAAGUCUUACUCCAAAAUUACUGUGUCAAAUUUUAAACUUGGUAAAGUUCAGCCAGAAUAGCAGUGUUUGCAAAAUCUCCUUCCAUUAAAGGACCACUAUAGUGCCAGGAAAACAUACUUUUUCCUGGCACUAUAGUGCCUUGAGGGUGCUCCCACUCUCAGGGUCCCCUCCCGCCGGGCUGGAUGGAGAGGGAGGGGUUAAACUUACCUCUUUCUCCAGCACCGGGCGGGGGACUCUCCUCCUCCUCGGCUGCAUGCGCGGCAAGAGCCGCAUGCGCGCAUUCAGCCAGUCUCAUAGGAAAGCAUUCACUGAUUGUGAAAAUCAGUGAGAAGCACGUAAGCGCCUCUAGCGGCUGUCAGACAACCACUAGAGGCUGGCUUAACCCAUUUAUAAACAUAGCGAUUUCUCUGAAACUAUGUUUAUAGAAAAAAGGGUUAAACCUGGCACCCAGACCACUUCAUUAAGCUGAAGUGGUCUGGGUGCCUAUAGUGGUCCUUUAAGUUCAAAACUUGAUUUGAAAACUUGUUUUUCUAAUUACUGCUUUUUGUAAGUAACCCAAAAAUAUAAAAUUGACUAAUGUAUUUUUAUUGUUGUUGUGUUUCUCCCCCCCCUCCCUUAAGAACUGAGAAGCAUUAGAGCUUUAGGCUAGUCUGGGCCCUAUUUAAUAUUUUUAAGUCUCAAAAGUUCCACUAGCCAUCGUCAAGUGAAAACGCUGUCCAGGCUAGUAGAAAUGAAUAUAAGUAUGUAAUAGACUCUUCAGGGUGAGUAACCUUUAAGGUCUGUCUAGUAGUGUACAACCGAUCAUUUUGAGCCCAAUAUAUAAUAGACAAUAUCCCUUUGCCUGUGGUCUAGGCUUUUGAGGUAUUUCGAAGAUAACAAACUGUCGGUAAACAAUAUGUAAAUGUAGGAUAUCAAAUUACUUGGCAUUUGACUUUUUUGAAAUGCAACCCCCCUCCCUUUGCUGGCUUCUGUUAUUGUAGGUUUUACUGCCACCCGACAAAACAAAAUGCAUCCAAUGUUAUUGCAAGGGAUUAAUGGUUUUUAUAAACAGGAUCACCGCAUUAACCAUGAUCUUGUUUGCUUAGCAUUUAAGAAGCAUUAUCUAGAGUAGAGCUGGUAUCAUAGCUCUGGGCUACUCGAGCCAAAUCUCUGGUCAUAUGUAAGCUCUAAAUGGUGGUAUCCUACAGCAGACUUUUUUCUAGGUUUUGGUAGAUUAAUGUUUUGUAUGAUUGCUUCAAGAAUGUUCAAUGGCAUCAUCCCUUUAUGUCCAUUGGCUGCAAAAGACUUUAACCCCCCACCCCCCCCCCAAAAAAAACCACACAAUUCCGUAUUCUGAUGUAGAAUGUUGACAUGCACGUAGUCCUUUAAUGUGUGGGCAUAAAUUUGUAGACCCCAAAAAAUGGUCUCAUUUCAAACAUGACUGGUCCACAUGGAAGUUUGCAAGAAGAACUCUCCACUCCUCGCCUGUGACAUCUGGUUUAUUCUGUCCUUAUCACACUUAUCUGUGUCCAGGGAUUGUCCAAUAAUUCCCCCUUUUUUUUUUUUUGGUUGAUAAAGCUGUGAGGCAGUUGUCCAGAGUCGUAUUGUCGUUACACAAUAUUCCUGUUCUCUGUAUAUAUCCAGCCUCCAUGGUUUUGGCUGGAGCGGUUUCCCUGGGCAGUUGCUGUACUUUUGUACUGGCUAUUUUUGGCACCACAUCCUGCUCUCUGAAAUCUGUUUUGUUUUGACAUUCAAACAAAUGGGAAUUCUUUCCUGGCAGGUUUUGUUGCAUUUGAAACUGUAAAAGGGACACUAUAUUCACCAAAACAACUUUAGCUUAAUGAAGUAGUGGUUUUUUUUUAUAAAUAAUAAAGCUCAUGCCUCUAAAGUUUCACUACCAUUCAGGAGUAAAAUCUAUUUUUGUUUUGGUUUACGCAGCCCUAGCCACACUUCCUGACACAGCCUGCAUGAAAUAAAAAUGGUUUCUUUUUUUUUAGAUGUAUCUUACUUUAAAAAACCAAAAAAAAAAACGGCCGGCGCCUUGCCACGGGUUACCAUGGCAACGUUACACGCGGCACACAAACCGUGAGAUUUGCACUAGGGAGCUGCUGGAAAGGGAAGUAAGAGCUUGCUGUGGGCCCCACACUGCUCAGUACAAGCCUCUGGACCACUUGGGAAUGCCAUAGCCCCCCUCCCUGGCCAGGUACCAAGCGGGGAGGGAGGGACAAAAAAAUAUACAGAAUAUUGGCAAGUUAUCAAACUGACAGUUCACAGAUUAUCCGUAUCUGCUCUAAAAAAUCAAUAUUGGACGAUCCCUAGUGAACCCCCCCUCCCCCCGGCUGUUGUGGUGCACUACGGUUGCAUGGAUGUUCAGCACUGUAUUAAAACUGCCAAGUGAGAAUAGUUAAGGUUACACAGGGUAGUGCACACCGGCCUGAAGGGGCUGUAAAGAGAUGCCACAUGGUUUGUGUAACAGGUUCGGGUUCCCAAGCCUGGGGCCUAUAUCUUGUAGUGGUGGUGUACUCCGUAAGGGCCACAAUUAACUCAAUAUAUACCACUAUAGUCAAGCAGCGGGCCUGCUGUGAUAAAACCUUCUCUGUGGUGACAGUAGGGUGGAAAAUAUUUAAACCAGGUGAUCGUCAUGAAGUCAACUAUUACGCCAGGUAACUCUCUAAAGUGGGUCAAGUCUGCGCUCUAGGGGCAUUAAACUGGGUCUAAACUAUUUGAGUAAAGGAGCACAACAGUAUGUAUUGCCCAAAGUCUCCGCUCAGGUGUGGAACGCUGCAUAGGUGUCUGGAGUUGAGCCUUGUGGGAGAAAUGAGACUUUCUUGUCGGAAUCCCAAGUGCGGGUUGAAAAGUAGGAUUGUGUGUGUUGUCCUGGGGUAUGCCCAGAGUCCAUAGUAGGGCUGCUGCUUCUUGCAUCUUGUGACUCAGUCCCAUGUUGGACGACAGGUGUUUAGGAGAGCUGCCAGCAGUAGCCAAUGUUGUGUCGUUGAAGCAGGGAGGUGAGUGGUCGGAACGACCUGGGCCAUGCUAGAGUACCACUUGACAGGUUGGCAAAGAAUGUCAGCGCCAUUGGUCUCAAAUUGGAGAGGUGCUUUACCCAGUAGAGCAGUGAGGACCGCUGCUUUGUCCUUUCCGUUUCGGAAGGUUACCAUAAUGUCCCUUGUGACCGUGGGUGGUGCCCUGGCAGGCUUGGGAGACCUGAAAGAGGUCAUCAGGGUUAAUAGCUGUGGCCUGCUUGGGCGGCUCAUUAUGUAUGGUAGCUCUGCCUCUAGGACCCCUCUAACAUUUAGGUUGUUUCUUCGCCUGGACUUCUCUUGAGCCGCGAAGCGGUGUUCAUGCUUCUGAUGCUGCUGUUGCAUGUCAUGCACGGUCUGUUGGAGCGAGGCAAUGGUGUGCUUGUUGGCUUGGGAGGAUCCUUCCAGAGUGCUAAGUAGCCGUCUGCGUUGGAGCAGGGAGGAAAUUCUCCUUCAGCAUCUCAUGAGAAUUCAUUGGAGAAAUCCAAACAGAUGCCAUAUUGGGCCAGCUAGCGCCACGUGCUUGCCUCUACAUGUCGUUGAUCGUCAGCCCCAGGGUGGGCUUUCUGGUACCCCUUUUUUAGUUUUGCAUCCCAUAUGGCCUGGGGGUGUAAUGGUAUAAGUUAAUUGUUGAUUUCACCGUUUGGAGAUGGGAGCUACAGGCUCAUGCGACCGCUCGCUUCUGUGGUCAGGCUCCGCUCCUCCCUGAUUUUUAAAGUGUGCCUGUUCAACCCAAUUAACAGUAAUGGUGACAAGCUUUCUCACUGAUAUUUAUGGACUAGUUUUACCACAAUACUCCCUUUUAGCUGAGUUUUAAGGGAGGUUUUUCAUGUAUAGCGACUGCAGAUUACAAUACUUGCCCAUGUCAUGGCUGAUACAUUUGUGUAAAUUGUAGAGAUUUUUAUGUAUUUCUACAUUAUCUAUUAAAGCCACGUUUGUUAGAUUAUAGACCUAAAUGCUUUUUCUUUGCUCAUUCACUCCUUUUCCUGAGCAAAUGGUUUAUUUGUGCUGCUGUGGAAUUUUGUGAUGCUAUUCUGUCAGAUUUCACAGCCCACUCAUUUCGCAUUGCUAUGUGACAGACUGACAUUUAUAGAAGAGGAAGUAAAAUGUAUAACCGCUUGCAAAAAGCUGCAGAUCUCUUGUCUGCAUCCUUUCCAAGCCCCCCAAUUCUUCCCGAGGACAGACUUCCUGCGACUUUAGAGUCAGACUUCCCCACGCAGCUAACAAGGUCUUUGUAAGGCAGAUGCUCUGAGCAACUAGACCUUUUUAGUUUUGUUCCAAUGAGCGAACCAAACAAAGAAGUAACAGGACUUUUUGUCUGACAGCCAGGGGGUGUUACAAGGUGAAUGUAAGUGCCAACUUCUAUUGAAUUUUGCACUUCUUGUGAAAUUAAACCAUGACUAUUCAGGCCCCUAAAGCACUUCAUCAUGCUGACGAGCUUUGGGUGGAGUGCUGCUGUAAUUAAACUGUGGUAGUGAUUUUCCUACAGGAAAAAUACUAUUAAAGUGGCUCCAUCAAUGUUGGUUCGUAUAGUUUUUAUGCCAUCAUUGGUUAUGGUGUAAGGUUUUGUAUUUUCUUUAUAUUUUUGUGGGUGUGUUUUCAAAUCCAUGCAUACACUUUCAGAAUUGCAUUUGUCAAAGUAACUGGAUGCAAACUGGGAGAAAACAUGUGCAUACUCUAGAUGCAUGCGCGCAAAUGAUUGGGCCUGAGACGGCAAGCAUAGCACAUGUGAUUUGACGAUAGACUGCUAAGAACUGAGUGGUACGAACGUGGAGCUUGUCUUAAUUUCUGCUCCUGUUUUGUUGCUUGAUUGGGGGGGGGGGGUGGAGAGAGUCUGUUUCCUUGUGUAAUUUUUUAAAAUUUUCUUUAUAAAUACGUUUCAGACACUGGGAGUAAAAAAUGCAGAAUAAAAGAGCAUGUGGUGAGAAAAUGCGUGUUUGUUUUGUUUUUUGUUUUUUUUUUGUUUUUUUAAAACAAGUGGUACUUUACAAAACAAACAUAAUAAACCAUCUGUGAGACACUAUCUAAUUUUAAUAUACUCCUGUAUAAUUUUGUAAAACUUCAAUUUUUAUUUUUUAAGCUGUAAGGCCUCUUAAAAAUAUGCAUUGCGUAUAUAUGUUGAGGUAAAUCGUACUGUUGCUUUAAUUUGACCCAUCCUUCUUAUCAAAGGAAGUGUUAACCAUCUGUAAUUUUAUUUUUAAGGUGCUCUCAAUCUGUUUUCUUCAUAUGGAUUUAUUUUAUUGCAAACCAUUGAUUACACCAGCGUAAUAAAGGCCUUAUGCCAUAGAGUUCCAUUCUGUUGAGUAACGCUGUGUCCCAUCUGCUUGCCAUAAUUGUUUGACUUGCAGUGUGUGAGCGCUGUGUUCUUUUUAACCUACUCUGAGGAUGUUUGCUGUUUUGAAAUCCUACAACUUCCAUCUGUGUUAACUAUAGUGUAAAAUGCUUUGCUCUGCAUGUAACAGUCAAUGAACGAGCACGUGUACUUGGAUAAAUAUUGAGUAAUAACAUUGUCCAACUUACUGAGAAAUGGCAAGAUGUAAGAGCCUGCAAAGCCAUAUUAUUAUAAAAGGCCAAAUUAAUAAGGGUUGGUUUUGAUGUGACCUAGAGGAGUAAACACUCAGUAUAUGUAUUGUUUAAAUUGAAGCCUUUUAGACCGGUAUCCCACUGCCUGCUUCUGGUAAUCUGUCAGCCUAAUUUAUAUUCCUAGAUAAACAAUUUUUUGGUCAAGCACUUUGCAUGGCUCUGUAGUAAACCGUUCCUUUUUAAGACUGGCAAAUUUAUGACUUCUCCAAAGAACUUGGUACCAGUAGAAAACUGACACUAAGAACCAUGGAUAAAUGAUGACAUUGUGAAUUUCAAUGACUUGUCCUUCACUUGACGACAGAAUUGGUCACAUGUCCCAUUUUAGAUCUUGUAAACUUUAAUUUCAUUUGCCAAAGCUGGUGGCAGCCUUGUUUGCCAGAGGCUAAUGCUAUUGCAUUGUUGCGCAUGCACAAGAAUACUCAAUAGACUAGUUGAUACGACUGUGGAAGGCAAGUGAAAUCAGAGGACUUUAACAGUGAAUCCAUAAAGUCUCUCUUACCACUGUAGAAACGUAAAAGUUCUGUUUAAUGCUAUUCACAAGAGCAUAGGACAGUGGGAUACUUGAUCAGUGUAGGAUGGCUGAAUGAUUCAGUCCUGUUCCCUUUUUUUUUUUUAGUUUAAGUCCAGACCUAAAUUUGGGCCCACUUUGGGUAGCGCAUGCACAGCAUCUAUUGGACCUAAACAACUAAUUGGGUGUCUGAGGCAAUGCUUUGUACAUAACCUAUGUGCCUGUUAUGGUUAAGAACCUUUUUAUUUUAACAAACAAAAAAUCCACAAGCCUUUCUCCACUAAAAUACUUGUGUGUAUCAGAUCCCCUAGGCAGUGAAGGUGUUUAAAAACUGUUUGGUUUUUACAUUUUUUUUAUUUAUUUAUCUUUUGUGUUUUAUUAAGCUGUAUGUGUGAAACUACACUUCCAGGCAAAUACAUCUUCACACCUCCUUUGCCUACUACACUUUGCUUUUUCUUUACUUGUUACGAGUCACCCAUCAUCCCAUUACUGCCCCCAGAACUUUAUUACAGCCAUUUACAAGCAGAGUUCAAACACCUGUGAAACAACUGCUUUUUUUUUUAAUUUUUUUUUUUUUAGGGGCUUUUAACUCUGAACUUUUUUUUGCUUUGCAAGAAAAAACAAACUUUAAAUCCCUGUAUAUAAACUUGUUUAACUUUCUAUUUGCAUGUUGGAUCCAAGAAGUCUUUUUUUAAAUACACCCUUUUAUAAGUUUGCCCCAUUGUUAUAAGGCACUUACUCUAGUGUGUGUGUUUUACCACUUUGUCAAGGAAAUGGACAAAUCCAUUCUCAGUCUUAUCUGUCAAUAGAGGCACGAAGCAUGCCAUGUUAAUAGGUUUUCUGCCCACGCUAAUUCCAUACAAAAGAUGUAUUGUUUAGUGUGUAACGUUUAUUCAGCACUAAAGUACAACUUGAAGAUUGAAUUCCCUGCAGUAGUGACUGUCCAAUAGCGUUUACGUCGCUGUAGUGCUUAUGGUCAUGUCCUAUUGUGUUUUAUAUCCCACCUCCCAUAGACUGUAAGCUACUCUUCAACCUAUCUUUCCUAUAAGUUUACUUGUCCUAUUUAUAGUUCAAUCCCUCCCCCACUUUAUAAUAUUGUAAAGCGCUAUGGAAUCUGUUGGCGCUAUAUAAUUGACGAUAAUGGUGCAUGGAAUGCUGCUUCAGGAGAUAUGCCUACUGCAAAGAGCUACUUUUUGUCAUGUGACAGCUGUCAGGAGAUUUUUGCAGUAGAUGCCUGUGGCAAAGUUUUGGGCAUGUGUGAAAAAGAUUUGUGAAAGAUACAUUCUCUAUAGCCCCUCAGUUUGCACUGACACAUUGGUGUUGUGUACAGGUGACGUGAUUCCUGAAGAGAGGAAACAAAGUGAGGGAAUGUAUUGAUCUUAUUUGCUAAGGUGUUCCAAAAAUUAAGAGCCCCUAGAAAACUUGUUUUGUUUUUGUUUUUUGUUGGGGGGGAGGGAGUUUCUAUCUAGCUACCACCAUAUAUCCUACUUAAAUUUUUCUUAAAUCCUGUGAGUGAAUUGCUGAUCUGUAAACACUUUCACACUCAGAAAAUAACUUUUUUGUUUUUAAAGCCUUUUCUUUGAGUUUCUUGUAACCUAGAAAGGGGGCAUGGGUGCUCAGAAAGCAGAAUUCUCGCCCCUGUGUCAACCUGUUUUCUCUGAAUACAUUCACAUUCCUUGCAUUCUGCCGAUGGGGGUUGGUUCUGUUUUCUCCCUGACUGUCAAUAACCAAAUUCUUCCGUGCUUCAUCAAAUGCCGCUUUAGGCAAGGCAGCUUGGGGUGCGGGGAAACGCUAUAUAAAUUUGUGAACUGCGUGUAAAAUUAGGUAUAAUCCACUGAUUAUUCCAACUGCUCAAGUAAUGUCCAAAAGCAUUGUAUGAAUAAACAGAUUUAUACGAUUUAUAGAAAAAUGCAUUCUUUAUUUCUUUUUUUUUUUUUUUUUUUUUAAGCCCUCUGGGUUGGGGGCCCUCUGGUUUUAGCACUCACUGACUUAUUAAUGCACACAUUUAACUAUAUUGGCACUUGGCUGUAAACCAACCUAAAUACUUGACACUGUAGAAAGUUGCCCCCAUUCAUAUUUGAAAGACACAUAUCCUUCAGGUGUCUACAAUUGUAAUACAUUAUAUAGGUCAGGGAUGCCUUAAAGGACCACUCUAGGCACCCAGACCACUUCAGCUUAAUGAAGUGGUCUGGGUGCCAGAAGUAAAUGCUUUCCUAUGCGACGGGCUGAAUGCGCGCGCAGCUCUUGCCGCGCGUGCGCAUUCAGCCGGCAGGGAGGAUCGGAGGCGGAGAGGAGGAGGAGAGCUCUCCGCCCAGCGCUGGAAAAAGGUAAGUUAUUACCCCUUUCCCCCUUCCAGAACCGGGCGGGAGGGGGUCCCUGAGGGUGGGGGCACCCUCAGGGCACUAUAGUGCCAGGAAAACGAGUGUUUUCCUGGCACUAUAGUGGUCCUUUAAAGGUAGAUCCUGACAUAUUGAAUAACUUUCACUCCCAUGAUGCUUUGCCAGCCUUUAAAUUGGCUAAGCAGCAUGGAAGGUGUAAUAUAGAAAUAUAUAUCUCCUACAUUUGAAAUUCCUGCACUUGCUGUGUAUGCCCAGGAUUUAUAUCGUCUGCAGUGAGCUCUGUCCAUACCAGGACAUGGCUUUUCCAAUCUGGGUGCAAUUUUUCCAAUAAGACCUGGACAUGAGCCCUAAGAGUUUAGAACCUGUAGUUCUGCCCUUGGCCGUUGUCAUUGAUCCUCUAUGAUGAAUGGAAGCCUAAGCUUAUGGCAAGUUCUGUAUAUACUUGGACUUGCUGUAAUCUGUAAUAAGCCUUCUUCAUAUGUCAACAUCUUCUGUGGGAUGUAGAAGACAUGGAAAAAUUGAUAACACACGUGGUUGUGUGUUUAAUUUUUAUUUUUUUUAUUCCACUUACAAAAAUAAGAUUUUAAAAAUCACUGAAUUAACUCUUAUGCAUUAAUACCUAUGCAAGGAGCAUAAGUCAUGGUGCGUGGAGUGCCCUUCUAGCCACGAGCGUAACAGAUACUUUUUAAGGAAAAACACAUAUGCUAUUUUUGGGGACAGAGGGCUGAAUGAUGAAUGAUCACCAUGGACAACAUUGAAGAUUUGACAUCCAAAGCAGCACCUGUUUUUCCUUGAUAAAUAAUGUCUAGCAUGGAAUAGUAUUAUGAUUUCUUUGAUGGUAGUACAUUAUGUUUUAAUGACUAAAUUACUAGCCAGCAGCAGAAGAGAUCUGCCCCCCCAACCCCAUUGUGUUUUUUUGUUUUUUUAGGUCCAUGUUUGUGUUAUUACUGUCUUGUACUGGUGUACUUUAUUUGCAAUAAAAAUAUAAUUUGCUAAUUCUUUAAAGUGCUGUGACUUAUGUCACUCACCUAGAAUGCAGCGUGACUGUGUGCAAAUCAGCAAACUGUAAUUUUCCCUUUUCCAAUUUUUUAAAAUGGUUUUUAAAUUUAUUUAUUUUUUCUACCCUAUUAUAGAACUCACUUGGCAAUGGUGAUGACCAAAAGGUCAGGUCCUCGUAAUGGUGCUGUGCUAUGUGACUUAUAAAUAGUUAAUGAUGACAAGUGUGGUACUUGUUGCAGUGACUGGCAGAUUUGUGUUGCUGUGUAUGCAGUUAUGUUGCUACUGGCCUGCAUACUUUGCCUUUUGGUUAUCUACAAGAUUAAUUUAACAUGCUUUGUCUCCCCUCCCUUGGCUUGAGGCUUCACAGACCCAAGUGAAAGGGGCAGGGAGUUUGGCUGGUCUUGGCUUAAUCCAUCACACUGCAUACUCCUUAAAAUGACUGAGAAAACAUGCGUAACUUGUGAAGCCACAUUCUUGGCUUUUUUUUUAUUUUUAUGAUGGGUAGUCAUAGCAUCAAAAACCCUGCAUAAAGGGGGGUGCGGAGGGUUAUCUUUAAACUUUAAAGGGUUACCCUAAGCUUCAUAACUAUUACAGCCUGCUGUGGUGGUUCAAAUGCAAGCAAUGCCCUGGCUCCUCUUCCCUGUAAUGGGGAAAACCAUUUGGCCACAAUUUUCCCUCUUAAGAGAUAUUGGUCAUUCAUUGAGAGAAUCUGCCUAAUAACACGCUGUGAUCAGAAUUCAAAAUGGCUAGCCCAGACCUUUUGUGCUAGGCUGGCUAGUGACGCUGCCAGAGAUGGCGGUACACUAACCAUGGCAAUAAAUAUAGCAUUUCUUACCGAAACCUUCCAAAUACUCAAAUCACAAUGACCACUUCAACUCAUGCUGGCAUAUGUAAAAUUUAGACACUCCUGUCACCAUAACAACUUAAUGCAAAUUAAGUUAUGGUGCUUGGAGGCUCCUGGGUGCCCUUACCUUAAGGGGCUUAACCCCUUAAGGACACACGACAUGUCAUGAUUCCAUUUUAUUCCAGAAGCUUGGUCCUUAAGGGGUUAAAGGAACACUAUAGUCCCCUAAAUUACUUUAGCUAAAUAAAGCAGUUUUAGUGUAUAGAUUAUUCCCCUGCAAUUUCACUGCUCAAUUCACUGUCAUUUAGGAGUUAAAUCACUUUGUUUCUGUUUAUGCAGCCCUAGCCACACCUCCCCUGGCUAUGAUUGACAGAGCCUGCAUGAAAAAAAAAACUGGUUUCACUUUCAAACAAAUGUAAUUUACAUUAAAUAAUUGUAUCUCAAUCUCUAAAUUGAACUUUAAUCACAUACAGGAGGCUCUUGCAGGGUCUAGCAAGCUAUUAACAUAGCAGGGGAUAAGAAAAUCUUAAUUAAACAGAACUUGCAAUAAAGAAAGCCUAAAUAGGGCUCUCUUUACAGGAAGUGUUUAUGGAAGGCUGUGCAAGUCACAUGCAGGGAGGUGUGACUAGGGUUCAUAAACAAAGGGAUUUAACUCCUAAAUGGCAGAAGAUUGAGCAGUGAGGCUGCAGGGGCAUGUUCUAUACACCAAAACUGCUUCAUUAAGCUAAAUUUGUUCAGGUGACUAGUGUCCCUUUAAUUGUUCUUGGAUGGUGUAAUGUCAAAGGUUACCUCCAACACUGGUGUCCAGCCUUGAAUGGGUGAGCUACUGACUGGUUUAGAACGGCAGCUGACCGCUCAUAUCCAGGGGGCCUUCUGGCACCAUAACUUAAUUUAUUUUUUUUGUGUGUUCUUACAUUGUAAUGUUAAUUUACAGGCUGUUUAGGUAUAUAUUUUAUUUUUAUUUAAAGCUCGCUUUUUGCAGUAACCUUCCUUAUUGUUCCCUAUUACUUUAAACUACAGUCUAUUGAAACUGUAGCCCAUCUGAAGUGUGAGCGUAUAAUGGCCUAUAGUAUUAAGCUGAUGUUGGCAUUAUUCUUAAAGCUGGAAAUCGAGAACCUGUGUAUUCCUGGGGGAAGAUGGAAUCCUGCCCAUCUUUCUUCCUCACCUCCCGCCCGCAGCUUCCCUGUCAGUGAGUCUCAUCUGAUGUUAUGCUAAGGUUACAUUGCAUAAUUUACUCUUUAGUACAUUUACUUAUAAUGCCAAAGCAGUCUUUGUCAGAUCCAUUGUGUGCUAAUGGGUUGUGAAUGGUUUGUAGGUCUAGUGAGGCUGUUCAUCCCUUCUAGAAUAGAAAGCAAAGAACCGGAGUGUCCAAUUAUAUAGUCCUUUCAGUUUACAGCCUAUAAUUCUUUCACAUUGAAAAGUCCAUUAUCCAGAUUCAUAUGCACGCAUCUGUGUGAUUUCUUUAUUUAAUACUUAGCAGAUAUAAUUUAUGCUAACUUGUUCUCUAUCCUGGUUAUUUCAAACAUUGGUACUUUAUUUUAUUUAUAUUUUCUUCUGAACUUUUCUGCAGAACUUAAGGGUAGGAUUUAAAAUGCAUCUGAACUAUACUCGUUUAUAUUCUAUAAUUUUAUAGCCUUGCAAUAGAUGCACAUUCUUGGGAGGGGGUGUCGUCUAUAAAAUGUGCUAUGUAAAAUGGGUGUUUUGAAAUUUUUAUAGUGUAGUCUUGUAAGUUGUGGGUUUUUAAAAUUUUCUUAAAGGACCGCUCUAGGCACCCAGACCACUUCAGCUUAAAGGGACACCGUAGGCACUGUAUCUGCUUCAUCUCAUUAAACUGGUUAUAAUAUAAGGCGUCCCCUGGUGCCAUCAUUUCUUUCAGCACUAAACCGUUUUUAAUGUUGUAAUGUUUUAAUGCUAAACAAGAGACCCCGGCAGUCCAUCCCCUCUGUGCUGCUUUGGCUAAUAAGGAAGUAUUACCCUGAGCGGCAAUGGGCAGCUGUGAUUGGCUGAGAGUGUCAGCUUACUGCUUUUAACCUGUCAGAGCUCCAACUGACUGCAUGAAUGGGUAUGACAACAAGGAAGUGUGUAAUCUCUGCCUUAGCUACACAUACAGAAGGGGCCGGACUGUGGGUGGCCAGGGACUCUUAUUUUGUGGCAUACUGCACAAACAUAGUGCAACACUGAAUGGAGGGACAGUGCCAGGACACUCCAGGCACUAUAACCAAUUCAAAGAGACAAAGUGGUUAUAGUGACUACAGUGUCCCUUUAAUGAAGUGGUCUGGGUGCUUGGUCCAGCUAGGGUUAACUUAAAAAAAAAAAAAAAAAAACUAUUUAUAAAUGGGUUAAUCCAGCCUCUAAAGCCUCUAGUGGCUGUCUCAUUGACAGCCGCUAGAGGCGUUUGCGUGCUUCUCAUUAUGAAUGCUUUCCUAUGAGACUGGCUGAAUGUGCGUGCAGCUCCUGCCGCGCAUGCACAUUCAGCCAAAGAGGAGGAGUGCUCCCCACCCGGCGGUAAGAUUUAACCCUUUCCUCGCCAUCCAGCCCGGCGGGAGGGGGUCCCUAGUGCCAGGAAAACUAGUGUUUUCCUGGCACUAUAGUGGUCCUUUAACUGCGAGAGGACUGACCACUCCUUUCACCAUUCAUGCCCAACCACCUGCUAUAAAGGGGUCAACUCAUGCUCACCUUGCAAUUCCCAGACAUAAACGCAUUCUCAAAACCUGAGCCGGCGUGUUGCGUUUGUGCAUCAAUGGUGGGUGUCUUGGGCUGCGUGUACCCAGCAGGGACAUUUCGCUAGCCGGUACACAGCACUAGGAAAGCCAAUCUUGCUAGCCCUAAGGUCUUUAUUUUGGGCUGGCAGAUUGACAGAAGCCAGAGAUGGGAGAUGCACCCAAUGCAAACUAGUAGAAUAUCUCCUUAUUGGUAUUUCAAGAAUGAACCCUGUUAGGGACCUUAAUCCUUUGAGUUCCAUGUAGAAGAAAUUUGUGUAUGGUGCCUAGGUCUAGCAUACUGUAGUCCAAGAAUGUUCAUUCCAAAAAUGGAGUUGGGGCUUUGCAAAGGCAGGGAAAAUGGUACUCUUCUAGUAAGUCUAUUUUAUUUAAUUUUUUUAAAUUGGUCCCUUCAACAUCCAAUAUAAAGUAUGGUUUGUUUUGUUCUUCCCCCGAGGGCUGAGAAUGACUUUUCAAAUUUCUUUUAAUUUACAUUUUGGUUUUUUUUUAGUGGCUUUCGAUGUGAUGAAUUGAAGGGGGGGAAUGCCUUACCCAAAUAUUACAGCGAUCUUUGUGUUCACUGAGUCAUUCAGUUAUAGCUCUUUCAGCACACUGCAUUGUCUUGUCUUGGCAUACAAAGCCUAAAAGGAUUUUGUUCCCCAGUCCCUGGGCUACACAUACAAAAGUAAUCUCUGCGUACUGCCUCUUGUACUUGUUGGUUGUAUAACCAAUUGCUCAGGAAUCGAAGUGCUGACUCUUAACUCCUGCCACAGGCCUGGCUUGCAAGUACACUGGUAGAAUUGUUCGCAGCACACUUCAGCAGGACAUAAUACGUUGCCAUUUCUUUUCAAGAUUGCGCAUGACAUUGUGUUCAUUCUUUCACUUCAUUGCUACAUUUCUCUAUGGUGGGAAUACCCAAUUUGUGCUUGACCUGAGGUGUUUUCAGGGAAUGCAUUCUGUUGCUCUACUUGAGAUCUUUUUAGAAAGCAUGCUACUUCCUUCGAUGCAGUGGAUGCUUUUUAUUCUUGUGGCUUUAAAAGUGUAUGUGAGAGAAGGAGCAAUCAUUAGUUCUCUAAACAUAUUUAUCGGGCAGUGUUAAUGAUUAAUAAUUUAUUCCUAUGUGCAUAUCAAGGGAUCUCUCUCCUUUCAACAGCUCUCUAUCUGGUCCACAGAAGACUUCUAAGUAAGGAUGUCAUUUUUUUUUUUUUUUUAAUCACCUCCGCUAUUUGCAUGACAGUUGUUUGACUUGUACUGCUGCAGCUUCAAGUGCUUUACAUAAGCAAAUUUAGCACCUUUUCCUUUCCAUUAGACCCUUUUCACUAUUCAAAAGGGUGUUUAAUCCAGAGAAUCAGCCCCCCAUCUCCUUAAAGGACCACUAUAGUGCCCCCACCCUCAGGGUCCCCCUCCCAUGGCGAGGAAGGGGGUUAAACACCUUUCUCUGGCGCUGGGUACUCUCCUCCUCUGGACGUCAUCGGCUGAAUGCACGGCAAGAGCCGCGCGUGCAUUCAGCCGGUCCAUAGGAAAGCAUUCUCAAUGGUUUCCUAAGGACGCUGGCGUCUUCUCACUGUGAAAAUCACAGUAGGAAGUGCCUCUAGCAGCUGUCAAUGAGACAGCCACUAGAGGUUGGAUUAACCCUAAUGUAAACAUAGCAGUUUCCCUGAAACUGCUAUGUUUACAGCAGGCAGGGUUAACCCUAGGUGGACCUGACACCCAGACCACUUCAUUAAGUUGAAGUGGUCUGGGUGCUUAUAGUGGUCCUUUAAGAAUAAACAUUGGCAUAUUUAAACCUUUAAGAAGGGUAGAUGGAGAAUAAGUCUUAACCCCUUAAGGACCAAACUUCUGGAAUAAAAGGAAAUCAUGACAUGUCAUGUGUCCUUAAGGGGUUAAAGGAUUAACACUCUUAUGUAGCAGCUUUAAUGCGACGCAUUUAAUAGACAUAAUGCUAUGGUGAAAAAAACACCAUUUAGGUGACUUGUCCCCGUCAGAAUGGGUUAAAACUCUCCUUAUUUUCAGCUCUCCAUGAGUCUGCUGGCUCUAACCCCGCCCCCUUGGUGACAUAAUCAGAAUGGUCAAUUGUAGCCAAUCCAAUGCUUUCCCAUGGGGAAAGCAUUGGAUUGGCUAAAAUUGGCAAGGGGCAGGGCCAACACAAUUUAGGCCAAUCAGCACCUCCUCAUGGAGAUGCACGGCUGCUUACCGUGCAGCACUGAGCCAGGAAGCCCCUCCAGUGGAAAUCUAAAGAGUGGCCACUUGGAGGUGUCCCUAGAGGCCAUGUAAACACUGCUUUUUCUCUGAAAAGGCAGUGUUUGCAUGAAAAAAAGCUGUAGUUCUGGUGACUAUAUUGUCCCUUUUAAUCAAGCUGUGGAGCUUUAUGGUUGUGGAGUGGUCUUUAAAGAUACUAGAGCCAAAUUUAAAUAAAUAAAUAAAAUAUAUAUAAAAUUUUUUUUUUAUUUUUAUAACAUGCAUAAUGGCAAUUUCCAGAAUUGACAUUCAGUGUAUAUAAGCAUUGUGUGCUACUGAGUGCAUUGCGUAUAUCCACGAACUCCUAUAGUUGGUGUUUUAUUAAAAAAAAUUAAUUAAUUAAAAGCGAUCUGCAGACAUUUGCUACAAAAGCUAUCUUUAAUCUAGGAACGUUCAGUCCUAUGCAAACAUGUGAUAUUGCACCUGAAGUACAGGCUGCUACUCUUGGCCCUUAUUGUCGAAGGGGGCACUGGAAAUCCGUUCCGUAAUCUGGUUGCAGUUUUGAGCCACUUGACAUACAGGCUGUAUUCAAAUAAAGGUUUCUAAUCUGGAAAAGAACAUGUUCACAAAAUGGAAGCCAACACAAGGCAGACUUCCUGUAAUAAAGUUGAAAUCGCCUUAAAGUGGUGCUUUGUCUGUAUUUCUCCUCCGUCUGACUCUGGCCGGAAUCUAAAUGUCAAUCCUGACCGCAGUCGCCAGUGACUGCUGCAGGAAAUUGACGGUCUAUGGAGGGUAUCGCAGAAUCCUCCAUAGACCUCGGUGCUGUACUCUUGUGUAAUCUGCAUUAAGAUGGACGCACCCAUGAGGGAAAGGUUCUAAAAAAACAAAUCUCACAUUGGCCAUUGGGCUCCCACCAGUAAUGUCAGUCGGGAGGGGCUAUCCCCAGAUAGUGUCAGUGCUGCUUUAAAGAGGCACAUAUACCCCUAAAGUGCUUUAGCUUGCUGAAGUGUUUCCUAUUUUUAUUUUAUUUAUUCCCCAUUUUGCAGAAAGUGCAGACUUUGAUAGAUUAGCCUGGUUGCACUCCUCUAGUGGUCAGAACAGGUACUGAGUGACUGUUACUUGUUGUGGAGCUAAAACCAAGAGGCAACAAUUGUCCAGAACCACCUACAUUGGGAAGUCUGAGAGGUUAGAAGGGGAGGCUUGCAAAGACUUCAGACGAGAGAACUACAGGUUUUGCAAGCUUUAUUUAGAAACAAAAUUCAUAAUUAAAUGCAUGCAUGUGUUCAUUGGGAGUGUAUACACCAAACUCAUUUUUAUUGAUUUGGGAAGGGGAGUGUCCCUUUAAGUUUGGUGACUUGCACCCCCACAAAUGUAUUUUCUGAUUCAUUCAGCUGGCCUUGUUAUACUUGAGAAACAUUGCCUAGGGAAUGUAUCUAAUCUGUCCAGGAUGCCAAAUGGAAAGCUGCUGAAUAUAUUGAUAUGUGUGCAUGAAUCAGUUAUAGGUCUCUUGGCUCCAUGCUCUUGGAAAUGUUUGUGGGGAAAGAAGGUGGGAAAUUGAGUAAUUUUUAUAAACUAUUUUUAGUAUCUCUGUUGUGUAACAAACGAAAAUGUAAUUCUACUUCCUUGAUGGGUGUCUAUCAAUCUGGCUGCCAGUUUCCCUAUGUUAAGGGGAAGCUAUAGUGCUAGGAAUACAAAGCACAAUAGUGCCCCCUAGGCACAUAAAGGGUUCUGUCACUUACCUGAACCAAUGUCCCUCUGCACUGGGUCAGAUUCCCAGCCCCCCCCAUAUGUCUGGCCCUAAUGCACAUGGCUGCAAUUGCCAUGCUCACGUUAGCACUACCCAACAAGCAAGCAUGGGAUCAUUGCUUCCCUAUGGGGUUUUAUCCUCAUGCAGAGCUUGAAUAGAGCCAAAGUGGUCUCCCUGCCUAGUGUCCCUUUAAAGCUGCUACCAGCUAACUUGACUAGGAGUGCCAGGUCCUUUUUUUUUUUUUUUUUCAUUGCAUAGAUUCCGUAUUACACCAAGCUUAAUUUAUCGUAGGGGGAAAAUGUCAUGUCACCAUCUUGAGAAGUGGCUGCAUGUUCAACUGGACUAUUUUCUCUUACACCAACCAUGUUCUCCUAGGACCUCCAUAAUGAACCUAGAAAUAUCUCAACUUGUCUCUAUGCAUCUCAUGUGGCUUAAAGGGACACUAUAGUCACCAUAACUACAGCUUAUUGUAUUUGUUCUGAUGGGCAUAUUCAGUCCCUGCAAUUUACAAGAGACUUUUGCACUCUUAAGACAAGUUGGUAUAUAAAUAGUGUGCACUUUUAAGGGCCUCUCAGUGUGAAAAAAUGAAUGUGCACGACUUGAUAUUCUUUACACUAUAUUUUCUUUAAUGUAUGGAUUCAACUUAUUAAAAAGGUAAACAAAUACACCUUCUGCGUACUUCAUCGUGACACUUGCCAUAUCAUGAGCAGGCCUGCUUUUUGUAUGGGAUCCAUAGUGAGUUAGGGUUGCCAUGUUGUAUGUUGAGCUAUGUGGCUAUAAAUUCAUAUACAAUUUAGCAAAGGAGCUGCUUCCAACCAAUGACCCUUCCUGCCCUCUUUAUUUGGACCACAUUCCGUCAGCUUCCCUGCUCUGACUCCCAAAUGUGUUAUUCACCCCCUGGCGUCUCAAGGUCAGAACCCAAUUUUUCCAACUUUGCAGUCUUAUGCAGUCCGUACCGAUACCGCAACUCUGGGACAAUCUAAAGUAGUCUUUCAUCGUACUUACAGCUAAACCUGAUGUUUGAUUACAAAGCAGUCUCUAGAAAGUCCUUGGAAUUCGUGAGCUGCUUAUCUCUGUUUCUGUGAGCUUAAUGAAUCCUGCUCGACUUGAACUAUACUCCCCGAGCCCUGAAAAUGUAACCCGCUUCCUUCUAGUGUCAGCCAUAAUGUAUUGUGGGAUGCCUAAUGCACUGAAAGGAUAUUCCCACUGAAUUGGGUCUGAAAUUCCAUUAGUCUUUUUAUCUUGACAGAUUGCUGUUAAUUUAUAAAAUGGCAAGCCUGUUUAGUAUUGCGUAACAGGACUAGCCUCUGUGUGAUAACUAAUUUAAACAUAGAGCCUAUUAAAAUCUAACCUGGGUAGAAUUUUGUGUGUAAAUUUUUUUUUUUGUUUUUUGUUUUUUUUCACUACCUUCUUGUAACAUAAAAUAAAACAGAGCUUUAUAGAAUGUGAUUAGGUAUGAGUCUUUGUUAAUGAGAGGUCGUUAAUUGUAAAGGGAAAACUCAAAGCACCAUAACCACUAUAGCCUGCUGUUUAUGGUGCCAGUUGGGCAGACACCCACCAUUGUAAGUAGUCAGUUUUCAGAAUGGCUUGACUUCUUGCUGGGUGUCACUCACUCCCAGCCUCCACUACCCCUUGGUGAGCGACCGAAUCUGUCAAGACUGAGCAAAGCCUGGUGCUGCAGAGCUUGGCUGUAGUGGUUAUGGUGCUUGUAGUUGAGUGUAUUGGCCAUUGUUUCAUUGUAAAACGCUUAUUUGGUUGUUGUGUCGACAUUUGUAUUAAAAUCAGUCUAUUUUUAGAUCUAUACUGAGCAAUCAUCCAUAUAUUUUUGUUCAUUGUCAUCCUCGAGACUCCACUGUUAGGCUCAUUUUGUCCUCAUUAAAGAAAUAAUUUCAACACAAGACAACCUAAUCUGAAUUACCUUGACAUCUCUUGUUCUUAAUUAUGCUACACAACCAGGUUAUCAUCUGACUUUUCCCAGUCUCCCCAAAACUCUAAUUUGUAUUCACUAAACCAUUCUCCUGUUGUGGGGCUGACUUUUUUUCUUCUACAGCGAGCGUACCUGACAGCUCAAACAAUAUUUCUCCUCCAUUGCAAGGACUAAACUAGAUUGGGAGGGGGGAAAUGGCAAAAUAUCAAUGGUAGAUUUAAUAGAAAUGGUGAAUCCUUUCUAAUAACACAGUCCUACAGAAGUCCACCUGAAAGCAAUGGAUUUGUAAUUUCAUAGGUUAUGUUUUUACUCCACUGAAAUACAAAGUGGCUGACGCGUAAGGUUUCUUUUUGUAUCAAACGUUUAAGGAGUUUUAUCCACAAACCUCUUGCAGACCAAGCCUUCUGACUAAAUUUUGUCUCUGGAACAUUUUAAAAACCUACUUCUAAAGGAGUUUGAAUGUUCAGUUGAAUUGUGUGAGUAACUUGGUGUUCAGUGGCUGUUUUUGUGUUCAUGUGAAAAGUGAAGCUGAGAAGGUAUUUAUAUCUGGUCGGCUGUCUAAUUUAGUGGUAAUCAUUUGUGUGACUAACAAGCAAGUUUGCUCGUAUCUCAGUAAUUGUGUGGCACGUGAGUCAGGGCGGUCAGAAUUUGCUUUAACCAAAGACUCUAAUAGCAAAUGGAUUUGACAAGACUGAAGAGAAAUUCCUUGCCCUGCAGAAAGAAAGCUUUUUAUGUGUCUCCAGUUAGUCUGAUUCUGUUACUGAAAAUGAAAUCUUAAAAGGGCAUUUAACUGCUUAAUGCUAAACUAUAAUCUUGUACAGCAGAGCACAUUUACAGCAGCAUGACUCCAUAGGUGAAUAGUGCCAAUGUUUUACCGUAGGGAUUUUGUAGUCCACUAUAGAAAUAAACACUUGCAGUACCAUAACCACUACAGCUUGCUGUUAUGGUGGCCAUACAUGGAUCAGAAGCUGCAUUAAUGAUGGCGCUUGGAGUGCUCCUUUUUAAAGUUGUAACUGGCUGAAAAUACAAUCAGCCAUGCACAAUGCAUUUUUGUUUUACCUACUUGUUUGUUUAAAGGCUCUAUCGUCCCCAAAACAACUUAAGCUUUAUGACGCCGAUAUCGUGUAUGGAUCAUGCCUUUAAAGUUUCACUGCUCCAUUCAGGGGCACGAUCUAUACAACAAAACUACUUCAUUAAGCUACAGUUGUUUUGUUGACCCUAGUGUCCCUUUAACAUUACAUUUCAACGUUACUAUCUUAAUUGAUUUUGAUCCGAAAAAGUAUUGAAGGGUUAUUCACUGAGGUGAGAAUUGUUGGGUCUUAAAGUUGAAAAGCACUUUGAAUUCUCAAGUAGCUGGUCUGGAAACAAAACGGACUUGUAGUUUUUAUUUUUUUUCCCCUAGUUUUGCCUUAAAUUUGAAAAUCCUUAAAUUUUUUUUUUUGUGCUUCUCCUCAUAUGACACAUGUGCACAAAGCCUGCGCAGUAAUAUUUAGGUGAAUUCUCAUUUGAAGAGAUGUGACCUUUUGUGCUCCUAAAAUCUGUCCAAGAUUUUAAAAAUUCAUUCAUUCUUAUUAAAGUGCUACUCUGCUCCAGUCCUACACUUUCUUGCUCUAAAAUGAACACAAAUAAUUGAAAAUUUUAAUAAUGCUUUUUAAUUGGCCACUAAACUAUUUGCAUUUAUUUUUUCCCCCUCAAUUUUAACUGGUUGCGACAAUAACUGUUGCUGUAAAUCACUGUGAAAUGCCUCUGUUUAUAUGUAUAAAAACCAUGUCAACAUGUGAUCAAAGUCCCGAAAACUGUCAGCCUUGAAACCCCCAAGGAAGUUUUACACCCCUUGAUCUAAGCCUCCAAUUUAUAACAACUUUUAGUUAAGGAAUGAGGCUUUCUUUGAGCUCUAAGGUUUUCCUACAGUAUUGCUACUUGCAGAGACUUGUUUUUUAAGGAUGGUGUAAUGUGGAUACAAUGGCCUGAAGUGUAUAGUGUAAAUCAUCUCUUUUGAAAUGCAUACAUUUCUUUAAUGCAAGCCAGUGUCUUCUCCCAAAGACUGAGCAUUCCUGCUGUGAGUCACUGAUAUAGAGCAACGCAUAUUCAUAUUGACCCAUUUCAGCCCUGGGCUUGGUCAGGAGUGAUGCUUCUCACAUUGCCCAAGCAGGCAGCAUUACGCCAAAUCCUGCCUGCUUUUUAUCUGUGAAUCUUUGUUACCACACCAACAGAACGAUUACUAACACUUGUUUUAUAAUUGUAAUGGAUCAUUUAGCCCCCAUGAAAGAUUAUGUGCUUCUUAAUUUUAGUCUCCUUAACCCUUUAAGGACACAUGACAUGUGUGACAUGUCAUGAUUCCCUUUUAUUCCAGAAGUUUGGUCCUUAAGGGGUUAAAGGGACACUCCAAACCCCUAUAGCACUUUAGCUUGCCCGAAAAGCUUUGUGUGUGUGUGUGUUUUUAUUUAAAAAAAAAAAAAAAAAAAAAUACUGGUUACACAGCAGACUAUUUUUACUCCUGUUACUUCCUGGUUUGGUUGGCUUAUUUUCACUGAACUCUACAGACUGCAAUCUUCCUGAGUACCUGACUUGCAAAGGCUGCAGGCAAGAGAACUGCUUUUAGAUCUUCCCUGAUGGGAAAAAAAAUACAUAAUUGCAUGAAUGUUUUCAUUUGGCGUAUCUACUAAACAAUGACUUUAUUUAUUUUGGGCAGUUGAGUUGUCCCUACCAGCACAUACCUGCAGUGUAUCUAAAUACAUUUGACGUGGUGCUGCAGCAACUACACAGAGAUGGAAUCACAAUUGGGAUUUUUCUUGCUCAGGAUAGUACAUUCAAAAGGAAUCAGAUUAACUCCAAUUAAUCUAUGACCUUUAGACAACUCUGAAACUCGUUUUGUGAAUGAUUGAAUUCUGAGUUUAUUAAAAUUUUUGCAGUUUUUAUUUGUAUUGGAAUCUAGACCAACUUCUUCUAAGUUAGUCAGGUAACUGAGAUGAACGCAGGAGUCAUUGUGCCAUGUGGUCUGCAGAGAAGGUCCCUCUUCUUUUGUGUUGAAGCAUCCUGCUUUAAGUCAAGAUUACAUUGUUUGGGAAAAGCUUUUCCUCAAUGUUCCCUGGUCGUUGACGUAAUUUCCAACUUGUGUGCAGGUUUCUUAGCUUGGCACCGUUGGCUGAGACUAAUUCUUUAUUUUUUUUUUUAUCUUCAUUAUGUAGAUGCAAUUUAAAAAAAAAAUAUUAAAAAUAAGACAUUUGUAGCUGCUAAAUUCUAAUCAAAUCCCUAUUUUGACAGUCUGUGAUCAUGGAUAGAUGGAUAGAUAUAGAGAUAUAUGUGUAAUGUAUAAUAUAAUUUUUGAGUUUCUCAUCCUGAGCAGGGCAUUGGUUUAUGGAAGCUAACAAACACUACAUGGACCGAACGGAUGGACUAAUAAAACUGAUGUGCAAAACCCUGCAAGAAAACUAGCGAGCAUGAAUAAUGCAUGUGUUAUGGGAUAUGUCUUGUAGUUCAUAUUUUAUAUGCUCUUAUUUAACAGCAGUUGUGUAAAAAGUAGGUUCUUUCACAGGUACCAUCCCUUUGCGAGUAGAGUGACUUCACCUUUAAAUGGCAAACCAUCUCUACAAGCCAGUGUCUGUCCUUUUUUUGCUUCCGAGCUCCACGAUGGAAAGUGGAUGUGUCAGUUAGUGCAUUAUUUAGCACUCUAGGAGAGCAUACCAGGCCACGUAAGAUAAUGGGUUUGACAAGCCGUCUCAUUCCCUGUAUGAGGAAAAGGCAUCAAAUCCCAGAACGGCAGUGUGUCCUGUCAUUGCAUUCAUUUAUUUUCACAGCUAUCCCGAGUGGCAGCUAGCGAAGUCUCAACAGUACACCUAUUAAAGGUCUAGCCAUGUGGGUGCAUUGUGGGUAAUAUGCAUAGGUCACCUGACUCUCAAAUGUAGUGUUCUUUAAUGAAAGUAUAGGCAAACUUGGCUUUGUCUUGCCAAAUAAAGGCGAGCAUUUAUUCAGUACAUCUACAAAUGGUUCAUAUGCAUUGUGUGCUAGCAAUGGUACAUAACUUUUUUUUUAACCAAUCGUUGUCGAGCUCUUUAAUGCUUUGCUUAUUAACGUUCUGGUAAAUGAUCAAUAUUUAUUUGACGUUUGCUAAAUUCAGAUGUCUUUUUAUGGCUUCCCGAUAUAUCUAUGUGAAUUUGCUUCAAUACCUUUUUUUUUUAAAUACAAUUCAUAUGGCAGAAUUGUCCAGUGUCUUGCACUUUGCCCAAUGGCACUUAACUGCCAAAUAUUUCACCAAUUCUGCCCACGUGGACAUUGAUAUGUUGCAGGACAAACUAGCAUCACAUUUUACCUUAAAUACACUUCCCUUCACAACAAAUAUGACUUUUUUGUUCUGUUUAGCUGUCUGCAUUCUGGUAAAUGUAAUGGAUGGAAGUAUGGCUGGGAAUGAUGGGUGUAUUUGACAGUGUGGGCAAGGGUUGGCUGUGCAACAGGCGUAUUAAAACUUUAGCAAGCGCAUGGUCUUAAUUGGCAGAAUAUUUUUCUAAAAAAAGCUUUCAUUUUUUUUGUUCCAUGAUAGUGCUCCUGGUAACGGCUGUAUUUUGCAGAUUUGUAUGUACUGGUACUGCUUCUAAAUGCACAUCACUGAACACCUAUGGAUCUAUACACUAAAGUGGGGGUUUUGCUAACAGACUGUUGCGUGUUCUCUUGAGUGAGCCAAAUGCAAACCUGGCUUCUAUUUAGGAAGCACAUUUUCUAAGACCUCCAGCAUCUUCAUAUAUAUAUGCUUUGACCCCCUAAGUGUUUACAUUAGAUAUUUGAGUGUCUCCUGUAACCUUGACAUAUGCAGUCCUGAUGCUGUAUGUUUGGAUCAUUGCAAUGACUCGCAGAGGAAUGUGUUUUUGUGGGAUGUGUGCAAACUUGUUACACACAUACAUAUAUAACUUUUUACUGUCCUGCAAGUUAAUAGCUUGUUCAGGGUAAAGUUUCUGACAUUUUAAGUCUUUUUUUAUUUAUUUAUUUUUUUUAUAUAUUUUUUUUUUUAACAAAUUUUCUUUGUGUGCAUCUCAGAAUAGUGUCAUUCCUAGUGUGAUCUGCUGUUGAAUUGCAGAAUAUGUGGGUUUUUGUUGUCUUGCUAAAUUGCAAUUCUUUAUAUAGCACCAACAUAUUCCACAGCGUUGUACAAUAGGUAAACAAGACCAACACUAAAUCAUAACAAAACACGGUUGACCUACUGGAACUGUAGGCUAGAUGAAAUUUACAAUAGUUAUAACCAUUUUGUUGCCCAACCUAAAUCUCUAAGGGGAUGUUCUGUUUUUUUUGGAAGGAUUCAUAGUGGCAUCUUAAGGCCAGGUUUGUUAUCCUGUGUCAGAGGAAGGAAUAGAUUUUAUUUAUUUGUCUUUUGUUAGUUGGGCAAUUUCGGUCUGUAAGGUUUGUUAGUACUAUCCACUUUACUCAUUGUUGACCGGAUUUUUAUUUAUUUAUCUCUCCCCGUUCCUCCCAUGAGACUUUGGCAUUUGUCUGUGGGAAGAGGUGACACAAUUUCCUCCCUUCCCCCACACAAUCACCAUGUUCUGGGUGAACCAGCUUGUCCGGCUCCCUCCCACUGCAAGUCCAGAGGAAGCCAUGUCUGUGACAGGCUGACAUUCCUCUUCAGGGUGUGUCUGGCUUUGUCUCUGCUUGUUUAAUUACGAUUGUUCACUCUUCUCACACUUUCUUUUUGCCUUUUUUUUUUUUUUGUUUGUUUGUUUGCAUUAUAAUGUUUCUAACACUCCAUGCCUUUAAUUCCGUACCGGAAAAUCUAAAGAUACAGUAUUUAAUGAAAAAUAGUUUUCUUUGUCUUGUUUAGGGAGGGGCUCGUUCUGUUUUGCCAGCCAAGGUAAGCUAGAUUGGCAUAAAGUAGGAAUGUUACGUCAUAGUAGUUGUCUAGCAAUGCUGAAGUCAUAUCUGUUAUGAUGGAAGUGAUACGAUUCGUUUAAAAUGGUUUCUGCUGCUUAGUUUAGGUUACAGCCUCGCCUCACUGUAGCAGCUGAAAAUCUGAUGGGGUUGCAGGAACUUGGAGUGGUGGUCUAUGCAUGUGUUGUUGACUUUGUUUGAAAGGGAUACUUUCUUAGCAGCAAGACCACUUUAGGAUGACAUUCCCAGUCUCCCUACACAUUUCCUGCAAACUAUGAUUCUUUUUAAUUUUCCUUUAUUGCACAGUUUGUGAAAGGAACACUGAGCGCUAGGAAUAAAUCUGUUCCGCACUGACGAGGGUUUUUCAGUCUUGUGAAAACUGUUGGACACGUUAAAAUGAACUUUAAUUCAAGGCAAAACUAGAUUAACUGAUAAAUACACAGUCAGCACUGUGUUGGGUUCUGUUGACUUAAAUUUGAAAAUCCUGACCAGUUCUAACUUUAAGUAACCAAUGUCCUCUUAAGAUCCAGUGUAAUGUGCAGUAUUCAGUAUGAUUCUGUUUUUUCUAUUAAUGGUUUGUUUUAUGUGUGUCAGUGGGCAUGAUCAGCACUUUGUGCCGUUUUAGUGUACGUUGGAACUUGGUAAUUACCUGGUUUUGUUCUAAUGGAUAUAUUGAUUAAAUCUGGUCUCGUAAUGUUCCCUAGGGACUGGUUUGAGAAUUUGCAAUGUAGAGCUUAUUAAAUUUUAUGGAAUCUUAUUUUGAGGUUCAUCUUACAGGGUUCGGCUUAUUUUAAUUUAAUUUUUUAUUUUUUUUUCCUACUCCCCAAUGAGUUUGUUUUUGCACACUUCUUGGAAUGUUGCUGAUUACAGGGCAAAGCCUAGACUAGUCAGUAGAAACCUCUCCUAGUUUGUUUUCAGCAUAAUCCACUGUAUUACACAUUACUGCAUUCAUCCAGGAUGGAGAAUUGUGUAUCGCACAAUGUGAAUGUCCAAGAUGUUUGCUUCAUUAAAAGCAUGAAUGCUAUAUGCCAGAGGUGCCCAAAAGGUAGAUCCCCAGAGGUUUUAAUUUAAAACUACAGCUUCCACGAUGCUUUGUCAUUCUAAAGACCUACAAAGCAUCAUGGGAGUUGUAGUUCUACAUUUGGGGUCUAGCUUUUGAGCACCCGUGCCUUAUGCUGUCAUGUGGCACAGCUAUGUGAACAGUCCCAUACAACCGCAGUAAAUUGUUUAUAAAUUGUCUUUGUGUCCCAGACUUAAAACAUCUAUGUCUGUAUAGAUGUGUUUUUGUGGUUUUUAUGGAAUUUUUUUAUUUUUGGUGGAAUGGUUUCGGAAAACAUUCUGUGCCAUAUUAUUAAAUGAACUCUUGAAAUAACACUUUAAUAAUGUUGCAAACCAGUUGGUAUGAUCCGCACGGAGUAAUGGUCUGGCUUUUAAAAUACAUAGAAUCAGUUUUUAAAGCACUUAUUCAAUAAACAUUGAACUUGCGCAAUUUUAUAUCAGCUGAGCAAAAUUUUUAAGAAAUAGUUGCUCUGGUUUAAAAAAACCUCCAGAUUGGCAAACGUAUUAUCCUGUGUUUUGCAAUGUGAUAUGCACUAGCGUUCAGAGGUUAGUGAAUAGCUGUGUUAAUGUCUGCAUUCCUGUGCGAAUUAGAACUACCGGUAUUCUGUCUUGCUAUAAAACAUUAUGUUGUCCUGUAGAAAGCUCAUAUAUAAAACGGGUGUGUAUAUAAGGCCAUUGAGACUCAAAUAAUAACUUUGAUGGUCUCUUCCCUUGCAGAAGAAGAAUGGAGAUGAUAGAAGUAGCAGAUCGGCCUAUUAAGGUCACUGAAUGGCAAAAAACGUACACUUAUGACUCUGGAAUAAACUCUGGAAUGAACACGUCGGCCCCAUCACUCAACGGAAAGACUUUACUGAUGGAGGAUGAUGGUAUGGGCUACCCUAACCAGUACACAGUGAAAACAACAACGUACACGCAGCAGCAGCAGCAGCAGCAAGUACCAAGUACGUAGCAUUAUUAAAGUACAAUAUGGCUUGAAUUGUUUUCUGUUGCCGUAACUGCUAAUGUUAGAACCAGGUGUUUGGAGUGGGGGCAAUGGCUUUAUACUUAUUUUUUUUAUUUUAUUUUUUUUUGUAAAAAAUAAAUAAAAUUUUCUACUGAUAUGACUGAAGGAGAUCCCUUUGUACAGCGAAGUCACUCUUUUGUGAGGCUGACUCAUAUUUGCUAAUCAGGAAAAAGGCUUUGCUGAAUUUUGCAAAAUUGCUGUCUCCUUCCUUCUACCUGUGCCAGUAUUUUGCCCCUGAAAACAUAAGGGAACCGGAAUUCUUGCUCUGGGGUAUUCCCAAUUCCCAUAUUCUGUAGACCUUCCAUGUCUCCCCCCAUUUUUUUUAAUUUUUUUUUUCUUCUUCUCUUUGGAACAUCAGGAGGUAGCAGAGAGUGCUUGCCAUACUGAUCCUGCUAGAUUUGCAAACUAUUGUUGGCUUAUUCAAGCAGCAGAUUUGGGCAGCACACAAUUCUAAGGGAAACUGUAGCGUUUCCAUCUCCUACAGCUGGCAACACUAACUGUAAUGUGGCAAUGAUUCUGUCCUUGGGUAAAGCAAAUAAAGGCUUUAUUGUUUGUGUGCUUGUCCACAGCAUAUUUAAGCAACCCCUUUAAAAGCUGUUACUGGCUUAAUCGCCAGUUACCAUGGUGCCAGAUCCUUAAUUUAUUUUGUGCCUUUUUAAAAUUCGUAUGUCUCCUAACUUCUGUCAUAAGAACGGACACGUUGGGUACAGGUAAAUGGUGCACUUUGGACAUUUCAAAGGUGCUUUCUGACUAAUUAAGCCAUAAUAGAAACUGGUUAAUUUCCUAUGAGAUGCUUAAAAAAAAAAUCCUUCGUCUAUCAAUCUCUAUUCGUGAGCAUGUGCUUAAUAGCAUUUAUUCCUAUUUGCAUUCCGCUUGCCAACUGUGUCAUGUCACCCAUUUCCUUUUUGUGCAAAUAAUCAAAUUAGGCUUGGUAAUUAGUGCUUCUGGUACUAAUUUCUAUGCUGCAGUUUGAUGUCAGUCUAUUACUGGCUUAUGAAUAGAUUAUCGUGAUUUGAUGAGCAUGACUGGAUGGGAACUUGUUUAGGAAGUCUGGACUGUUUUAAACGAGUAUAAUGCAAGAAGGUAAAUAUAGAGCUGGUCUUCUGUAAGUAGGUUACAGAUAGUGAUAUCGUUUUAUUUAUACUUCUGUAUCUAAAGUAAAAUAUUCCAGUAAUGUAGUACUAGGUUCCAUGUGAUAUUUUAGAUCUACUAGGUAAGGGUAGCCAAUGUGUAGUCAAUGAGGUAGGACUUGUGGCAUUAGGAGAUUGUCCUAUUCACAAACCAACCUGUCUUUCAAACCUAUAGGUAAACUAUUCUAAUAUGGGGAAUUUUAUCUAUAUCUCAGUGUGACUGUAUCAAUGUUAACUUAGAAUACAGUCCCAUGAAGUCAAUCAACACAUGACACUAUUUGCUAAACUUCCUUUUCAUCUUAUGCUGUUGGGUCCAGGAUUGUGUUUGUGUUUUUUUUUUUUUUGGUCUAACUAUUUAAUUUCAUUUUCUUUAUAUUCUUUUUUUUCCCCCAGGCUCCAGCAUGGAGACCCAGUUAAACAUGACACGUGCGCAGCGAGUUCGUGCAGCCAUGUAUCCAGAGACCGUAGAAGAUCAGUCCUACCUGCUAACCACUCAGAUUGAUGGGCAACAGACCAAUGUUCAGAAAUUAGCCGAGCCUUCUCAGAUGCUGAAAUCUGCCAUUGUACACCUGAUAAAUUACCAGGAUGAUGCUGAGCUGGCCACCCGUGCUAUUCCAGAGCUUACCAAGCUUCUCAAUGAUGAAGACCCGGUAUGGUCCUUAUUCACUUGGACACAUUUAUCUAAUUAUUGCAUACUCUUCAAAGUGGAAAAACUAUAGUAUAGUUAUAGUUAAAGUAUAAAACAAAAAAUCCAGUCGCUAACUUGUUUUUAUAGUGGUGUCUUAGAUGUUCAAUAGUAUCUAGAACAUACCGUUUGUUUUAUAGAAUGUCAUACAGCAUAGAGGUCAUAGCAAGACCCAAACCCAGGAUUUACUGUAAUAAGGCAAGGUAUAAAGAAAUCUGUAUUUGAAAGAUGUUUUAUAAUUGUGGGAUUUUUCAUGGUAGGUGGUGGUCAACAAGGCCUCCAUGAUUGUGAAUCAACUGUCCAAGAAGGAGGCAUCCCGCCGAGCACUGAUGCAGUCCCCACAGAUCGUAGCAGCUGUAGUACGCACCAUGCAAAACACCAGUGACAUGGAGACAGCCCGUUGCACGACCAGCAUACUUCACAACCUGUCCCACCAUCGCGAAGGGCUUCUGUCCAUCUUCAAAUCUGGGGGCAUCCCUGCUCUCGUUCGCAUGCUUAGGUACCUACUUUGCAAUCUUUUUGCCAGUCUUGAGUCUGUAAAGGGUUUGUGUUCUAUUGAAUGUUUUUUGUAUCUAAAUGAAGUUAUACUGAUCUUAACAAGAUACAUACAAUUUCAUCUAAACCUAGUGUGUGAAAUUUUUUUUAAUUUUAUUUUUUUCCCCCCUUUCCCGCACUAACUUUUUGCUCCUAUAAAUCAGUGUAACUGAAGGUGAAUUUUUGGCUUUAUUUUGUACUUCCUUUUUUAACAUUUUGCUGGUAUAUUCAGUUAUUGCCAAACCCCAAAAAGGCACUCAUUAAGCUCUUGUGGUUAGAUCAGGAUGAUUUGCUCAGACCUUUUAUAAACCAGGCUGAUGGAUGCAAGUUGAUGCAUUGUUGGUUAGCUGACGUGCAUUCUUUAAUUGAAUAUAGUCUACCGCAUUAUAUAAAAGUGAAAAAUCUAGAUAUGGAUAAAUGUGUAAAAAUAACUGUCCACUUGCAUACAGAUAAUUUAAUUACAGUUUGACUUUUGUAGUGAUCUUAAUAAUAGUGAGCCUAAUAAUCGUCAGCAAUGCUGCUUCAUUCAAACCACUGCUUGUGUUUCUCAGUUCUCCAGUAGAAUCUGUGCUAUUCUAUGCCAUUACCACCCUACACAACUUGCUCCUGUAUCAGGAAGGAGCGAAGAUGGCCGUACGUCUGGCUGAUGGCCUCCAAAAAAUGGUGCCACUUCUCAACAAGAAUAAUCCCAAAUUCCUUGCCAUCACCACAGAUUGUCUUCAGCUGUUGGCCUAUGGCAACCAAGAGAGCAAGGUGAGGUUGCAAAUUGUCAGGGUAUUUAUAUCGGCAGACAUCUUGUGCUAUGAUAGAAAUUAAAAUUGUAUAUUCUGAGUCACUCUGAACAGACCAGACUCCAUUUUGUUAUUUUCAAGUUAAGAGAGACACAAAAUUUCUAUACUUUCUGUAAAACUAACCACUUUCCCAGAGCUAAAGGAAUGCAUAGUAUAUACAAACCAAGUGAUAAGGAGAACGGGGGUUGGAUAGACUGUCUAAAUGGUAAUGGAAUAGAUCAAUUCUAAACCCAGACAUUGGUGACAGAGAAGAUUAAAUAAUAAAAUUUUACUUUCUUUAUUUACAAGGUCCCAUUGUAAGUUACGGGUCAAAACUCAGAAUUUGCCAGACACAGUCUGGACAAAACUUAAAGAAACUGUUUGAAGUGACAGCAAAUCUAAGUUAUAGCAAACGUAAAGAUAACGCAAAAUGACGUCAAAAUAGCCACCAAGAAAAGUUAACCCUUUCCUGGAUAGGUAUGUUUAGUGGGACAAGACUGCCCUCUAUAGACCAAAUACCUAAAUUGCGAUCCCUAGGUAAGCACACCUCUAGUGCUUCUAUUGGGUUAUCAACUGAUGACGUACAGAGAGUCUGGCCCUUUAAAAGUUAGGACAAAGGGAAGACAGGGGGGUUGAGAAAAGGAGAGAGACGAGAAAUGCAAGGGUAUGCAAAGAAAGCAAAGAAGUGAGCAGUCGGAAGCAAUGCAGAGAGGCCUAUGACAGAUAUCCACUCUAGGACACAAUUACCUACACACCUCCAUGCAGAGAGACCUCCAAAUAAGUUCCUGAGACUAUCUACCAAUCGGAUGAAAUAUCUACUCAACUGGUAAUUAUACUGGUUUCAUUUAAUUAAAUUAAUUAAAAUUUACUAAUAGCAUGAUAUGACUGGAUAAAUCAUGGUCAGAUUUCCAUAUUAAGAAAUCUUAGUUAACUAAAGAAUAUAUAGUUAUAAACAUUCCAUUCUGCAGGUGGAAUUAAAAUAAUUAUAUAUUAAUGUGAUAGUAUCACGUGUUAGCAUACCGCUGUUUUUAUCCAGGUGUAUUGAUUUGCUCUAAAUUAAGAUAAGAUAUCUUUUAGACAAAUUAAAAUCUGCUUAUAUAAUCAUGGUAGAUUCUCUUAUUGGAUGGUUCCAGGAAAUGACUAAUGAACUGGUUUAAAUGUUAUUUUAUUUAAAAUUACAUAAGAAUAGAUCUUAAUUACCUAGGAGAUCUAGCCAGCAUUGAAAGGGUUAUUCAGUUAUUCUAAGUUAGCCAGGGUUUUAUGGCCCUUCGCUGUGAAAAGCUUUCUGUGUCUGUUAAGGAUACCUCAUAAAUCGUGUAAGUCUUGACAGAAAAUGCUGUUUAGCCAUUGAAACGUGUAUACCCAUUCCAUUGUAUUGCAUAUCAUUUUAUACUGGAUAUUCAUUGAUUGUCACGCAUGUUACAUAUUAUUAAUUAAUUUAUUAUAAAAUCUAUUUUUAAAACAUUGUGAUUUAUUUAUAUGAAAUACUUUUCACUUACGAUAACUAUCUUUGGGUCUGAGAAUUGAAUUAGUGGGCAAUUCUCACUGUUUACUAUUAUUAUCCCAUAAAUAUCCCCACAAAAUGAAAACCAUAAUGUGGUUGUAUGUUUUAAUUUUUAUAACCUAUAUUUUAUAUACUCGGUGGUACUAAUGCUUUUGAGGCAACCUAUAAAUUUACCUAUUUCUCCGUAGCUUAUAAUAUUGGCAAAUGGUGGACCUCAAGGACUGGUGCAGAUCAUGAGGACCUACAACUAUGAAAAACUUCUUUGGACUACAAGUCGUGUGCUGAAAGUGCUGUCUGUCUGCCACAAUAACAAGCCGGCCAUUGUUGAAGCAGGUAAACUAAUGGCUUACAGUUCUUUAUUCAAAGCUUCAUAGUGUGAAUUUUCAACCCCAUCUAUAGUGUAGCUUUGUUUAUUUUCUCUAAGCAGACAAGUGAUAUCUUAGUGGUUAGAGCAGGGGUCCUCAAACUCCGGCCCUUUAGCUGUUGCUGAACUACAAAUCUCAUGAUUCUCUGGCCAUCUAUGUAAUUCAAAGAAUCAUGGAAGUUGUAGUUCAGCAACAUCUGGAGGGCCACAGUUUGAUGACCCCUGCGUUAGAGCUUCAACUAAAAUAUCUGAUCUCACAGCAGUUUAAGCCCCACAGCAUAUUUACCUUUAAUCCUCCAAGUCAGUGACCAAAGACUAACAUCUAUUACCACAGGGCACACGUAAAGCUAAAAUUAGCCAUCCUGAUGAAUGAAGAAAUCACAAUCUCUUCCAAAGUCAAACUCCUGUGGCUGUGGGCAGUGGGAAUUCCCAGAAGUCCUUGCACAGUGCUCUCAUUCUAUUACUAAUAUCCAUUAUUGUCAAGUGACAAAAUAAAAUUAACCUUUAAAUUCUAGCUGUAGGUUUUAUUAUAUGACCAUAUUCACAAAUUCACUUGUUAAAUUGCAACAAAUGGUAGCAUUUAUCUAAAUUUUAUAUUUCUAUUGAGGUAUACAUUAACUCAUUGAUUAGAUGCGAUCAGGAUAAAAGGCACAAUGGACUUGUGACCCUGUGGUCUGAACUCUUAUUAGACUUAUGAUGUAAAGUAUAACCUCACUUCCCCUUGUCAUUUAUUUAUAUAUAUUCUUAAAUGUACUUCUAAGCUAUUCCAGGGUGCACACACUGAAGUGUUUUGCUAUGGGUAACGUGACUGCUUGUAACUAUAGGCAUUUCUCAUUCUAUUUGGCUGAAGCUUUGUACACCCCAACAAUGCAGGAAUAGUUAUUUAUUGCUGUUUAACAGUCCAAAGACCAGGAUAGGUUUUUGUGUGUUUUUUGUAUUAGCGCAAAAAAAAAAAAAAAUUUGUUCAGAGUAAGCAAGAGGAAGAUGUGCGUAGGCAUGACCCCAUAAGGAUUGCAGGGCCCCCAGUGCCGGGCCUUUCACAUUCCGCAAGCAUUACACAAUCACCUAGGUUGCCUUAAUGCUUUUCUGGCUUCAGGCAAAAGAUUUGCGAAUCCUGUUCCUUGAGUUGCUGUUGGCACCCACACAACACUGCUCACUUCAAAGCACAGAGAUGGGGAGAGAGUAGUUCUCUGUGCUCAAACACCAAGUUAAGGCGUCUGGCUUGGUGUGAUAAGUUAAGUAUUUAGACCUCUGAAUGGAGAAGUGCUGGAUCCCCAAAUGAUGUCGAUGACUAGGAAGAAACUGGGUAGCAGAGAUUAAUCUGGAAAACCAGAAAUGUCUGGGGUUUUAAGCUUUUCUAGAGUAACAUUUAGGGAGCGAAGACAUUCAAAUUCUCUCUGCCUGUACUUGUUUCAUGUUGUCCUGAGGCUUUCCAUCUUCAGAGGCCUGACGCUGAUAUUUGUUUCUCAACGGUGCCAUGUGUAAUAUGUGGGUUUUCCUUUUGCCAGGUGGUAUGCAGGCUCUGGGGAAGCAUCUAUCCAGCUCCAGCCCAAGACUUGUGCAGAACUGCCUCUGGACCUUAAGGAACCUUUCUGAUGUGGCUACUAAACAGGUGGGACCAGAGACUAGCUGCCAUGAAGCCAAAAAAGUUAGGGAGGAUCUGUCGUGUGGUUUUUUUUUGUUUUUUUGUUUUUUUUUAAAUCCACUUAUGGCUUGCUUUCAGAAAUUGACACUAGAAGAACUAACUUAAAAUAUAGAGCAGGUCCCACUGGUGUCAGUUUGAAGGAUCUUUGACGUUUUAUUUAUUCCAGCAUCCAGUUGUUCAUAAUCUGCAAACCUGCAUAAUUUGUAAUCCAUGCCUCAAAAGUGCUGCCCUCUGCUAGCUUGCAAUGCCAGUUUCUUUUAUCCAUCCUGACUCUCUAGCUUUUAGAACCGGUUUAGUUUCAUUAUGCCAAGCAAUUAAACCAAAACAUGGGUGUAUACAGUUAAAAUGUGGAUCACACCCGGUAUUGUCCUCAAAAACCUUCAGAACUUUGCAUUAGCAAAGGCACACCUUGGAAUGUACAUCUUGCCAGUUUACCCAGCCGUACUUAAUGGCCUCUAACUCGAGAUGGCUCAUGGCCCGCUGGUGUCUGUAGCAACUUAAAACGUGAGUUGUAUGAGUAUUGUAAACCGCAGUACACCUACCCGGUUUCCCUGAAAAUAAGACCUCCCCCAAAAAAUGAGCUCUAGCGUGUUUUUUCGUGGGGGGAAAAAAUUAAUAUAAGACCCGGUCUUAUUUUUUGGGGAAAAUGGUAUAUGAUGACUGUUAGACUGGUGAGUGUGCUGUUGCAGAAAUACUUCCUCAAUAGCCAUGUAUGAGGCCAUGCUUGAAUUAUGCAGGUGGCAACAGCCAGCCGAAAAGAGUUAAUCAUUAAAAUCUCAAUCGUAGCCUAUAGAAAGCAGACUGCAAAAUCGAGGCAAAAAAAUGAAUUCUACAAUAGUAGCUUGCUUUUGUUCGGUGCUAUGACUGUAAUUUAUCUCCAUUUGUCAUUUUGAAUUCCCUGAAGCAGCAAAUUUAAAUAAAAGGAAGCCCUUGAGUUACUUCACAAAGGUCCAUUUUAUUUUAUUGUUUGUAACGUAUAAAUUGUAGACUACAGUUGUAGUAAUGGGUUCUAGUACUAUGAACUAGAAUUCCCUCAUGCGGAACUUAAAAAUGAAUUGUCUUGGUUCUACUAAUAAAACUUGCUAUGAAUUUAAGCACACAGAUCUGUAAUUUCCCGGCAGAGCUUGGUUUGAUUCUUAAAGCGGAUCUGUCCCUUUUAGUAUUUCAUAAAGCUAUGCUCUUUAUGACUAAGACUGUGUUGGAAUUGCAAUGAAAUCUAAAGAUCCAAGAAGACAAAGUAGGGACCACUUUCAUAUGGUAAAGUCAGAGGUUGACAAGAGUAGACAAAAGGUUGAGCUCGGAUUUAAACUUUUGUCAAAUUCCAGCAGCUGUCACAAAUGACAGCUGCAGGAUUAAGACACGGUCUAUCGAGGAUCCUGUAGUCUUGAGGGGUCCCCCAUAAACCUCAGUGUUGUACUCUUGGUAAUGCUAAAGUACAACACAGACGUGGCUCCUUGCAACUGAAGUGUCAGAAGCCGAAAAGGACCUGCGGCUUUAUGGUGGUGGCCGUGAAGGACAGCCCGAGGUUAAUACUCCAUAUCCUGCAAGCUAUCACCACCAGACCCGCACUGGGUCUGUCUGUUUCAGGGAUCUUUACACAAUAUGCAAAGACCCCCAAAAUUGAUCUGCUUUAAACAAUGGCGUUACCCAUGUAUUUGAGUAGAGCUUGUGUGAAAACAUUUGGGUGUUUUUCCUACUCCCUCAAAUUUCUAUUCCAUGGUUGCUUCCAUCCCCCUCCUAAACACUUGUUUUCACUCACCAAUCCAACCCUUCCCUCGCAUUAAUGUACUACACUGCUAGCCUGGCUUUAAAGGGACACUAUAGGCACCCAGACCACUUAGGCUCAUUGAAGUGGUCUGGGUGCAAGGUCCCUUAACCCUACAGUGGUAACUAUUGCACUUUCUGAGAAACUGCGAUAAUUACCUCUCGGGGGUUUACUCCACUUCUGUGGAACUCUGGGUGCUUGGAAGACUUUUGGUCGUCUAAAUGACGCUGGAUGUCCUCACGCUAUGCAUUAACUGCUUCCACAAUCACUGGAAUCCCCUUAGGAAAGCAUUGAUUAAUGCUUCCUAUGGGGAAAUCCUAAUGUGAGUGCCGCCAUUACCAUGCAUGCGUAUUGGCCCUCCCUGCCGGCUGACUUUGGCGAGAGAGGAGCGUUGGAGGAACCUCACCCAGAUGUGAGGGACAUCGGCCCUGGUAAGUGACGGGUUUUAACCCAUUCAGCACCGUAGGAGAGGGAGUGCAGGGGAGGGGGCACUGUAGGAACAAAUAGGGCCAGGAAAACUGCUUUGUUUUCCUGGCAUUAUAGAAUCCCUUUACGUUGCUCACCACUGCAAGCCUGGAGGGUUCGUAGCACACUUUCCUGUUGUGAAUUUCUUCUAGGCUGACAUACACUUAUAUAUUUUUUUUUAUUUUUUUUUAUCACAGGAUGGCCUGGAUAACGUUCUAAAGAUCUUGGUGAACCAGCUCAGCUCAGAUGAUGUAAAUGUUCUCACCUGCGCCACGGGCACUCUUUCCAACUUGACUUGCAACAACAGCCGCAACAAGACUCUGGUGACCCAAAACAAUGGUGUAGAGGCCCUGAUCCACACCAUUCUGCGAGCAAGCGACAAGGAUGACAUUGCAGAGCCAGCCGUUUGCGCCCUUCGCCACCUGACAAGCCGCCACCCAGAUGCAGAGGUGGCUCAGAACUCUGUGAGGUUGCACUAUGGCAUUCCAGCUAUUGUAAAAUUGCUCAACCAGCCCUACCAGUGGCCACUUGUCAAGGUAUGUAUACCAAGCGUACCACAACCUGUAGGAAGGGGAACACAGGUGUUACGAAGAUAGGAUUUUGUAUACAGAUUGGUGUUUAGUGAACACUGUAUGGACUGAAUGUAGAUCUAAAAGCCUUGGUAUAUCUUAUUGCUUGGCUCAUAUGAACUAUCAAAGGGUUAAGCAUUCUAUUUUGAUGCAUUUUCUUAUUCUUGGCUGUAGUUGGGUUAAAAUUCCCAUAUAUAUUUAGUUGUAGUUGUCUAAACAACCAUAGCUCUCUAAAGCUUGUCCAUUCAGAUGGCUAUUAAUUUAUAUUUUAAGGGACACUAUAGUCACCAGAACAACUACAGCUUUUUGUAUUUGUUCUGGUGAGUAGAAUCAUUCCCUUAAGACUUUUUGCAAUAAACACACUUUUGAGAAAAUAAAGUGUUCACAUUACAGCCUAGGGAUAUCUCCACUGGCCGCCACUCCGAUGGCUACUAUGCUUCCUGGGGCAGUGCUAUACACAGUGCAGGACUGCUAUUUUGCAUGGAGACACCGAAUUUUCCUCAGUGAUGCAUUGAUUCGAUGCAUCUGAGGAGAUGCUGAUUGGUCAGGUGCUGGCUCUGCUCCUGUUCUCUCUUUAACAGUCUCAGCUCCUGAUGUCAGACAAGCAGGCAGAACAGGGGCAGAGACAGCAUCUGCAGACCUGAAUAAAAGUAAGAUUUUACUAUAUUUAGGAAGGCAUGGGGGUAGGGGGCAGGCGGGCUAGAUAGUGGUUUUAACUCUAAAGGGUCAGGAAUACACGUUUGUGUUCCUGACCCUAUAGUGUUCCUUUAAAUACUUGAAUACUCAAGCAUAUUCUUACAAAGAAAGGUUAAAGGAUCUUAACAUGUAUAGCUUGGAGGAAAGCCGAGACAGGAGGGAUAUGAUAGAAACAUUUAAAUAAAGGGAAUCCACACCAUAAAGGAGACCAUAUUUAACCCCUUAAGGACCAAACUUCUGGAAUAAAAGGGAAUCAUGACAUGUCACGUGUCCUUAAGGGGUUAAAAGGAGAACUACCACAACAAGAGGACAUAGUCUUAAAUUAGAGGGGCAAAGGUUUAAAAAUAUCAGGAAGUAUUACUUUACUGAGAGGGUUGUGGAUGCAUGGAAUAGCUUUCCAGCUGAAGUGGUAGAGGUUAACACAGUAAAGGAGUUUAAGCGUGGGAUAGGCAUAAGGAUAUCCUAACUAUAAGAAAAGGCCAGGGACUAAUGAAAGUACUUAGAAAAUUGGGCAGACUAGAUGGGCCAAAUGGUUCUUAUCUGCCGGCACAUUCUGUGUUUCAUAUGCAUAUACCAUACAAUCACGUGUGUGCCUGGAGGUUUCCUUCAGUAGUGUCCUGCAUAGAGUUGCUUUUAUGUGCUGCAUCUGUUGUACUGACAUUAUGUAAAUGUGGAAGUUUAUAUAUAAUUUUUCUUUUUCUUUUGUUAAAUACAACCUAUGGAUCUUAGUUGGUGUGGAAAUCUCACAAGUGACAGUGAGUGCUUUUAAAUUAAAAAAAGUUUUGUUUUGUUUUUCUUCAUUUAUUUGUAGGCUACCAUUGGCUUGAUCCGAAACCUUGCUCUAUGCCCUGCCAAUCACGCGCCCUUACAUGAAGCUGGUGUCAUCCCACGGCUUGUCCAGCUGCUUGUAAAAGCUCACCAGGAUGCGCAGCGACACGCGGCUUCAGGAACACAACAGCCAUACACGGUGAGUGCAGCUAUCUGGUAAUAUUUCUUCCUUUCAUUUUGAGCCUCGUGGCUUACUCUGCACAUCUUGUCUCAAAUAUAGAAUUUUUUUUUUAAAUUUAGCUUUCUUUAUACACUUAUUUCGUACAUGUAAAUAUGUACGACAUAAUCCCGUAAUUACAAACAAAACAAAAUAGGACUUGGUGUUGGUAGGUGCUAUGGUAAACCAUAUCAAUACCCUAGUACAAAUCUAGAUAUCUGUGCUACACUAGUCAGAACUUUGUUGUAAAUAUUUGACAUUUUCUGCUAGAUUCUACUAAUCAGAAUUCAUAUAGUGUGUAUUCUCCAAAUACUUUUAAUAUUUGAUUCCAGAUAAAAAUAUAUAUUUUAAUUUUUUAUUUUUUUAUUUUUUUUGAGCUCAGCUUAACAUGGGUAUGAGACUAGCCAUUCUCCCAAUUCUUACCUCUAUAGGUAGAUUUCAAGACAAUAUGCUGAAUCCAGCUCUUGGUGAUGUUGCCAUGGCAACAAGGGCAUAAACUAGUAAAGUGCUGGAUAAUUUACUAUCAGCCUUGUAUCUAUGUAGCAUCUUGUCUUCAAUCAACGUGUUGUGUUUUAGCCUUAUCAAUGCUUAAAGAACAAAGAUAAGAUUUACGUACAAGGCACUCUGUGAAUAUAAAAUUGAUCUUCACAUAACCUUUAGUGACCUAUAAUCCUCUUAUAACCUGUAAAGACCAUUCUUUACUCCAAUAUGUUGGACUCCAUGGCAACUCAAGAAAUGAUUUGUUCAACUCUGUAUGUUCUAAUAAGAACCUUGCAUUUGGUUCAGUUGAUUGUCUCAAUUAUCCCUAACCUAGGUAGCAGUGGUUUUCAGGUUUUUUUUCUUCCGUAAGAUAAUUAGUGCCAUAUCACUUUUAAAAGACCACUUGCCUUCAGUCCUAUGUGAAUUAUUUAGCAGUCAUGGCAAUAAAAGGCACCCACUUUUGUUUUUACCAUCUGUCUUCUGUAUUCUCUAAUCCUCAAAGAAAAAGCCGUCUUUAAUGCACCUAACCCGGGGCGAUCUUCUACUUUAAGCAUACCUCUUAUAUGUAGACUGAGGCAGCUAAAGUAUCACCAGACCAUAACUGUAUUAAUUACAAUCUGUUAGCAAAUGUAUAGAUUACAUCUUAUUUUCAUAUUUUACUUUGUAGCUGAGACCUCUCCCUCCCCCUUCUCUGAUGUAGAGGCAAUAGACAAAGGGGUAUAUCUUGCCUUUUGUCUGUCACGAUGUUUGAAGUGGUACGGUCACGUUAUUGAUAUAAAUAGUAUUAUUAUGAAAACCCUGUAGGCGGUUAUAUCAGUGCAAUUUUAAUGGUGUAAUUUUAUCAUAAACUGGAUUUGGGGUAGAAAUGUAGCAAAAGGCAUAGCUUCAAGUGGCAUCUGGCAGUUUAACUUGUGACGGCAAGGGUAGCUGGCAUCGUCUGUGGGCAAUGGAUGCAUAUGACUUUUGUAUACUCUAUUUUGUACUUGCACGUGCAAGAGUACACCACUGUUGCAACCCAAUAGCUGAAGUGAGCUGAACUGAAAAAAUGUCAGUGCUGAAACAGGAGCGCUUCGGUUAAGGGGUUCACUGCACAUAGAGGCACAAUCACCACUUCAAAUCACUGAAGAAGUCAUGGUGCUUGGCGUAACUCUACCCAUGAAUUUUGACAUUGAUUGAUUAAAGGACUUAUUUCAUGAACAUGGGUUUUAUUUAAUAGGUUUUAUGAAAUGGAGAGAAGUUCAAAAAUACACGUUGGGAUCUGAGAACUUGCCAGUUAUGCUUUUAAAGGACCACUGUAGUGCCAGGAAAACAAACUUGUUUUCCUGGCACUAUAGGGUCAUUAGGUCCCUCCUGCUGGACCGAAGGGGUUAAAAACCCUUCGGCCACUUGCCUUUCUCCAGCACCAGGCUCGCUCUGUGCUGGGGAACUCUCCACCCCCUGCCGACGUCAGAUCCGAAUGCACAUGCAUGCAUUCAAUCAGCCCAUAGGAAAGCAUUACUAAAUGCUAUGGACGUCCAGCGUGAGUUCAAUGCAAUUUUCAGUGAGAAUCGCGGAAGUGGCGGUCAGUGAGACAGCCACUAGAGGCUGGGUUGACCCUCAGUGAAACAUAGCAGUUUCUCUUAAACUGCUAUGUUUUCAGCUGCAGGGUUAAAACUAGAGGGACCUGGCACCCAGACCACUGCAUUGAGCUCAACUGGUCUGGGUGCCUAUAGUGGUCCUUUAAUGGAAAAGACAUGGUGUGUUUUUCGUUUUUUUUUUUUGUUUUGUUUAAGUGUUUGGGGGUUGUGUGUGUGUGUGUUGUGUUUUUUUGUUUUUGUUUUUGGGGGCGGGUUAUUUUUAUUUUAUUUUUUUGAGAACCAGUAAUGAGCAGCACAGACUGGAUUUAUGUCAAUCUAUAGAUGGUGACUAAACAAAAUCCUGGAUAAGAAUAUGUUCAGUGCAGCUGUUAAUCUGCUUUAAAAUCCCCCAACUUUUCUGGAGCAACAAAACAAUUGGUCUACAUAGUGGGGCUUCUAGGCAAAACCUAGAUUUGUGCGAUUUAUAAUAACCUCUAAACUUGUUUCUUCUUGUGUCCUCUACAGGAUGGUGUGAAGAUGGAGGAGAUAGUGGAGGGAUGCACUGGAGCACUUCACAUCCUUGCAAGAGAACCCAUGAACCGAAUGGACAUAUACAAGCUCAACACCAUUCCUUUGUUUGUGCAGGUGAGUGCUCUGUGCUGUAUUCCCCGUUUAUUUACAAGUAACCAGAAAUGAAUGGAGGUGGCAAAUGGCUCUUGUAGGACCAUCAACCAGACAGACUAUAACUGUUCUGUCUGCUACUGAGUGUCCUGAUUAGUUGAUGAAUGGGAUAUUCUCUGCACCUAUGGCGGUUAGUGCUAUAAAGUUUUUUUUUUGUUUUGUUUUUUUUGUUUUUUGUUUUUUUUAAAGUAUAUUUCAGUAAUCAAUAAUUAAUAGAAUAAAUUCUAACUUUCUGGUAGGUACCAUGUUCCUAUUCUGGGAUAAUCUGCAUCUGUUACAUGGUGACACAACCUCUGUGUGUCAUGUUAAUGUGUAUAGUUGUUUGGGUUAUCCUAAUUUCUGAGUUCUCAGAGCACACUGAUUCAAAUGGGCCGGUCCAAACCACUUUCUCCAAAGCCUUUUUAAUCCAGAUCGGAAUGAAUCUAAUCUGUCUGGGAUUUACCUGUGGAGUCUUAUUAACUGAAUAAGACUUCACGUCUUCUAUUACUGUGUAGAAAUCGUUUCAUUUAUAUUUUUCAUUGAUUAAGCCAAUUGGUGAUUGCUGUAAUGUUGCCAGGUUUCAUCUGAAAUCGGUAGCUUAAAACAUGGUAAAAUCCAUAAAUCCCGUUAUGUACUGGGAUUAUAGGAUAUACCUAGUGCUUCCUCUGAACGUUAUGGAAACAGAAGGGCUGGCUAAAAGACUUGAGGCUUUUCCUGGUCUAAUGAGUAAUCAUGUCCAAAAUGGCAUUAAUUUAUUUUUAAUACAACAUCUAUUAAAAGGGAGCAUAAACUCCAAAACAUAAAAGGGAAACUAUAGAUUCCCCCUCCCUCGCAAUUACCUUUGCAGGAUUAAGGGGCCUAGGACACAGCACCCAGACCCCUUCAAUGAGCCGAAGUGGUCUGGGUGCCCAUAGUGUCCCUUUAAAGCUAAUCUGUGUGCACAGCUUUUUUUUUAUAUGAUGAGACUGAUUUUUAAAUCUGAAAGUCCACAAGUAUCCCUGCUACAUGUGACUAAUGUUUAUGACCUUUUUCUUAUUUACUGUUAGACUGAAACAAUGUCUCACCUAGCUUUCAUUGAAGAUUCUGUUUUUGUUUCUCUGAUGUAAGAAAUUAACUUCAGUUUGCUGCCAACAUUGUCCUCCUGAGACAACAUUGCAGUUGUUUUGUAAAAGUGACUGACAUACUUAAGGCUGGAACUCUGAGAUUCAGUAUUCUAUUUUGAGUCUAGAUUUGACAUUAAUGCAUCCGUACGAAGCGGCAUUUCUUAACAUUUCCUUGGCAGUCCCUAAAGUGACUGAUUUUAACGAUUUUACAAUUUUUGACAAUCUAUUUUAAUUGAAUAGUUAUCGAACGCACUUUUAUGUACAGACUCUUCAUUGCACUGGAGACUCUUGAAAUAGGACAGUAGUACUAGUUCAUGUUCAGCCAACGAUGUUUAAUAAUCAUCGCUAUAAUGAGCUAAACUACAGCCAUUCUUAUAGAGAAGAUGUACAAACUGAUAUGAACAGGAGAGCGCAAUCGUAGUAAAUUAAAAUUCUUAUAAUAUACUUAAGCAGCUAAAAACAAAAAGUUCCUUAAAAUUCCUUUUUUUUUAAAUAAAAAUAUUUUACGUAAUGGGGAGGCACAUUAUUGAGUGUAUUUUGCAUGACCCAUAUUUCAUACAUUAUACAACUAAAAUAUAAAUUUGGAUGUUUGAAUCCAGUCCUAUCACUCUUUGAAUGUAGAUGGUGUGCAAAGUUAGGAUUUGAUCAGGAGAGCUAAUGGUUUGUGUAUGCCCCAUUAUGUGAAUUAGAUACUUAAUUCCACAGCUUAGCGCCACUCUGUGUACAAGGUGAUUGAUCAAUAUGAGCGUUCUAUGGUGCCUCAUUAAUUAGUAAUCACUGUGGCUAAUUGCUUUAUUAUAAAACUAAUCCCUUCUGUGACAUAAUUAUACUGCAGGUCAUGCUGUCUUUUGUAAGACUGAUUUAGCCGGUAGGAGGCAUAAAACUGGUACAUGUUAUAUAUGUAAAGAGAUCUGGUGCGUUUUUACACUACAAUAUUUCAGGUUUCUGUAAAAUGCGUUGGAUUUAAGUUUUGCUCAUAUAAACGGAAUCUUUAACUUGAAACUAUGACUCCCUUGUCCAGCUCCUGUAUUCACCUGUAGAGAACAUCCAGAGAGUGGCAGCAGGAGUCUUGUGCGAACUUGCUCAGGAGAAAGAAGCUGCAGAUACAAUUGAUGCAGAGGGAGCUUCUGCUCCUUUGAUGGAACUGCUGCAUUGCCAUAAUGAGGGCACAGGUAAAUCUCCAGUAAAGGAAGCAUUGUCUGGGGGGAGGUAAAAUGUAAUGAUCCACAAUGGCUAUUAAAUAAAUUUUGCUGAGUGAACCACAGAACCUGUUGGGAAUAUACAUGAAUAUUUUGUGCAAUUUUUUUUUUUUUUUUAAUUUUUUUUUUUUAAAGCAAAUAUUUUUCCUAUCUUUGAUUUCUGACCAUCUGACUCCAUGGUGUACGCAUGAAGUAUUUCAGAGUGAAGCUGGCUUUCCAAAGUGACAGGGCUAUAGUUUCCUUAUAAGUUUUGGUUUUAGGUUAUUAAAUCUGUUCCGCUGUAACGUUUUCAUAUUUAUUUAGAGCAUAGGAUUGUAUAACAAUUUGUCUGUGAAUGAUCUACACUAUGAUGAUCAAUAUCUUCUUUCAGCCACCUAUGCUGCCGCUGUUCUCUUCCGUAUCUCAGAGGAUAAAAAUCCAGAUUAUAGGAAGCGCGUGUCUGUGGAGCUUACGAACGCCAUUUUCCGCCAGGAUCCUGCAGCUUGGGAAGCGGUAAGUUCCAUAUUAUUGACCUCUAUCUGGCAGUUUAGAAAAUUUGUAAUAUUCAUAUUAAUUUUUGGUUUGCGUUUUAGCACAAACUCUGCUUUGUGAUAGAAGUCAAUUGUCCCCAUAGUGUCUACUGAAUUCUAACAAUGACAUCAGUUGGUGCUAAUUAAACCGUAGAUAUUGAGGUAGGACUGUCUAGUCAAAUGAUAGGCUCAGUUAACUCACAAAUGUCAGUGUUGACUAUAUUUAUUUCUACCACUUUUAAAGAGUAUUUUUCAUGAGGACCAUUGACUCUAAAAGAGAAAAAAAUGACUUGGAGGCUCAGUUCAUAAAAUCAGAACCGCUCAAUGUAGGCAAUGACAAAUAUUGGAUUCAUUGUAAGCUCAUAUCAAUUGUAUUUGCUCUGUGUUCCUGAUGUGCUUUCUCACUUAAUAAGAAAUCCAUAUGAAAUUUUUUACCAAAACUUUUUUUUUUUUAACUCACAGGCACAGAGUAUGAUUCCAAUCAAUGAUCCUUACUCAGAUGGUAAGUGUGAUUGAAUAUCUCUUAGAACAAAGCAUGUUUCUGUAACGCAUGCAAGAUUCCUUUGAAUUUCAUGCCCAGCAAAAUUUGUAUUUAUUUUUUUGUUCUUUUACAAACUGAACGUGGUGAAGAUUGUUACAGGUGGGGGCUGGGAACUCACUUCUUAAUACCCUGAAUUCUAACUCUGACCUUUCCUAUUCUUUAGAAGUGGAGCAUUACCGUACUGCCGGGUAUGGAGAUGAUAUGCAAAUGGAUCCCAUGAUGGGAGAUCUUGACGGAGAUUAUCCCAUGGACGCUUACAGCGAACACGCGGGAAGAAUACCAUACCCUGACCAUGUAAUCUGAUCUUGCACAAGGUAAAAUCUGGACUGUGCAUGUAGCCUUUGUAAUCUGUCAUCCAUGUUGGGGGUGGAAGCUUCUUAUGAACUUGAUAGUGGUAGUUGUUAAAAAUGACUUGAUAGUUUGUUUGUUUGGUUUUUUUUUUUGUGUUUUUUUAUAUUGAGCAACCGUGGUACACUUUAUUUAAAAUAAAGGAUGGGUGCUCUUUCAAGUGCACCUAAACUUAUCUGUAUACUUUAUGCACUAAUUUUAUCAUGUAGUGGUUAUGGUGCUAGUCAGACCGUUUAAUGCUUUAACUAACUUACCUGUGGUUUGCCAGGGUGCUGUUCCCUUACUCCUCUAACCAGACAUUAUGGCAAUGAGCUAAACCUGGAAGUACAGGUCUUUGCUCAUUGCCUGAGAGCCAUCAGCUAAUGCUGUCAACCAAUGAGCUAGCUCUGCACUGCAGGACUUGGCUAAGGAGAGCUAAUGGAGUCUUCUGGUGCUCAAUUCUUGCUGGGAGGAUGUAGGGAUCUACGCCGGGUGAACCACAUGUAAGUCAAACCGUUGCCAAAUAGGUUGACUACACUGGGGAGUGCCAGGGCACUCUUUUCAUCCUACCCACUGCAGCUUGCUUGAAGUGUUCCUUUUUUUUACGUUUUAAGAAUUGUUUACAUUUAUGACAAACUUUCCAAAUGAAGUAAACCACAAGAAAUUAACUGCUAGAGAUAUUUAAGAGGGACAUGUCUGAACCAAAGUCUUUCAUUUUUCUAUUCUAGUUCUUUACCACUGAAGAGGAUGAUCCAAGACUGAAGUGCCUACAAUGAACAUGUUUCUGCCCUCGCCUUUCCCCCUCCCUACAUUUUAAGAGCUUUUAUUUCAUAGACUUUGCACGAGGUGGGCUUUGUAAAUGCCCCCAGCACAUUGGUUUCUGCUUACAGAACGCUGAUUAUCAACCUCUGCGUGUGUGGCUUCGAGGUUAAUAAACUGGUUUCUUUAGUACUUUAAAUCCUAGAAGUUUGUGUUGGACUAAUGCAUUUUUUUUUUCUAUAGAUUAUAAAUAUAUAUAAAUAUAUUUCAUUUUUUUAAAAAGAUUUUAAUAUGGCACAAAUCCUCCAAUCCUCAAUCUUGUAUUUUUAUUUUUCUUAUGCUGUCACCCUAGAAAUAUUUUAUCUUUCCUUUUGGAUUAUGUCUUUACAGUGCUUUUUGUUGCCUUCAUUUGUAUAACUUUUGAGGGUGGAAGAACCUAAAUCAAACACUAUGGAACCUCUUUACAGAAUCUUUAUAUCGUUUGUUCUCUUAGCAGGCUAGUGUGUCCAGAAUACUUUUUCAGUGGUAAUCAUUUUAGAACAUUUUCUGUCUGUAUGUGUAUUGCCCUCUUCUCUCCUAGUGUAUCAGAAUGUCUUUCAGUUGGGCAUCUGGACAGGAAGCAGACAUUGUGUGCAGUUCACGGAGACGGGCCUUUCCUUAUCCCCCCCUGUCCCUAUAAAUGCACAAUGUUUACAAUUGAAACCUCCUGGUAUCCAGGCACCAAUGUUUCUCAAAACCUGGCUCUUCAAUUCACUACUAUUGUAAUUGUGUUUAAAUUUAACAUUUUUUCUUUUUGUUCACCAAAAUCUCAAUACAGUAAAUGUUGAAAUCCUGUUUUUAUAAAUUAGCAAUCUGUAUAGCUGGUUUAAUUUCAACUUUGUCAUUGUGCCCAAAAGGAGAGAAUAUUGCAUGCACACAAAUACAACAGAAAAAAAACAUAUUGAUAUAAAAUGGCUACCACUACAUCAACUUUUCCCAUUUUGUACAAGUCCUUUAAAUACAUUCCUCGUUUAACAGUAUUUUAAAAUUGCAAACGUUCUACGGCCUGUUUGAAGGUAUAAAAGGUUUGAUUUUUGCCUUCAGCCAAAUUUUUUUUUUUGUUUGUUUUUUUUUAAAUUUCAGUUUAGGUUAAGUUAUAAUUUUUAAGGAUCAGAAAUAUAACAAGUGACUAAAUGGUAGAAAGAGCAAAACUUUGCUCCAAAUUGACAAACUUUUUGUACCUGAUAUUUUUUGAGCAAAGUGAUGUUGUGCAGGACUAAAACAUUUUUAAAAAUGCUUUUCAGCAGUCUUUGUGGUCUUUGUUUCGGGGUUUUUUUUUUUCUGUUCAAGGCAAAUAUUUUUGUGCACAUUAUAACAAUUAAAUUCAAUUGGGGAAAAAUAAACACUUCUUAAUUGUGGUUACAUAUUUAAAAGUGUAAAAUAUUAUUUUUUUUAUUUUUUUUUCCUCCCUUUGUGAAAUUAUCGGUUUGGCAAUAAAUCUUAACUGCUGCUUUGUGUCAUGGCUUCAUUGUUUUCUUUGGAAUGUUGUUGGGGUGUUGCACUUUUUUUUGUUUUUUACUUUUUCCAACUGUUCGGUAUUGGGACUUGGCUAAACAGUUUCCCUUUCUUUUGUAAUUUUUUUUUUUUUUAUAGACUCAAAG